AUUCCCAGCCUUGCCUCGGGUGUAGGGAUUGCAAGGAAAAAGCAAAACUACACGGUCUAGAUCCUGUGUAGUUUUGUUUUUUGGGUUAUAACGGGGCCCAACCGUUCUCACCUUGGAUUUUCUGGAAUCAUUUUGGAUAAGAGGAUUGUUGCUGAGGCAAUAGACACCUGGGCACAGUCCCAUCAAAUAUAGGCAGCCUUGUGAUACAAGGUGCCUCCUAUCAUGUCAACACAAGCUCCAUCGUUUACACAGCCGCUUCAGAGCGUUGUGGCACUUGAGGGUAGUGCUGCAACGUUCGAGGCUCAAGUUAGUGGUAAUCCAGUUCCAGAGGUGAGCUGGUUUCGUGAUGGCCAGGUUCUUACUGCUGCCGCUCUGCCCGGCGCUCAGAUCUCAUUCAGCGAUGGCCGCGCUGCUUUGAUGAUCCCCGCCGUGACAGCCGCACACAGCGGAAGAUUUUCUGUCAGAGCCACCAAUGGCGCUGGACAAGCCACUAGCACAGCUGAACUGCUGGUUACAGCGGAAACUGCGCAGCCAAGCUUUAUUCAGAGACUACAAAGUAUGACCGUGAGACAAGGAAGCCAAGUGAGACUGGAUGUUCGAGUUGCAGGAAUCCCUACACCUGUGGUGAAGUUUUACAGAGAGGGAGCUGAGAUUCAAAGCUCCGCUGACUUUCAGAUUCUUCAGGAUGGAGACCUUUACAGCUUGUGGAUCGCUGAAGCUUUCCCAGAAGAUUCAGGAACGUAUUCUGUCAGUGCUUCUAACAGCAGUGGACGUGUGACCUCAACCGCCGAGCUUCUAGUUCAAGGCGAGGAGCUUGCAGUGCCUGCUAAGAAGACUAAGACUAUCGUGUCAACCUCUGAGACUCGACAGGCUAGAAUUGAAAAGACAAUGGAGGCCUCUUAUGAGUCUUCAGACAUGAUGGAAAUGCAGAUUGAGGAUGGUGAUUUUGCUCACAAAGCACAUCCUCAUGUGCCUCAAAAGCCAUCGACAGGGGUGACAAAGGUUACAUCUCCUCGCCAACAGUCCCCCUCUCCUGUGAGAUCUGUUAAAGGCCCCAGUCACGCACCUCACAGAUCUACUUCUCCUUUAAGAAUGUCUGGGUCUCCAAUCAGACCAGUGAAAUCUCCAAUGACAUUUACCAAGCCAUUAGCACAGGGUGAGGAGGUUCCUCCACCGUGGAAGCAAGAGGGUUAUGUGGGAGAGCCCAGCUAUACCAGUUUGACUUCUGGGACAUCAUAUGUCCAGACCUCAUCCACAUUUGCCCACAAGGAGCAGCAAUGGGAAGGUUCUUUUACUUUACAGCAACAAGCUGGUGGAGUCGCUUUUAAAGAGAUUGCUGAGACUGCAGGAAUCCCAUCCUACACACAAGAGCAAGUGAUGCCUCCAACUGUUGUAGCUGGUUUAAAGAACGUGAGCGUCACUGAGGGAGAUUAUGUGACUUUGGAGUGCCAGAUUUCAGGUCACCCCACUCCAGCCAUUAUGUGGUUCAGAGAAGAUUACAGAAUCGAGAACUCCAUUGAUUUCCAGAUCACUUAUGAAGACAGUUUUGCCCGUUUGGUGAUUCGCGAGGCCUUUGCUGAAGAUAGUGGCCGCUUCACUUGCACUGCUACCAGUGAGGCUGGAACCAUCAGCACCUCCUGCUACCUGCUGGUCAAAGUUUCAGAAGAUAUUGACAGCCGAGAGGAAUACACUUCUGUCUCUGAACAUGUUGAAUUGGCAGCUCAGGAAAGACAGUAUAUGGCUGAAGCCAAAGAGGAGAUCAUGUCUGAAAUGAGUGCUGUCUCUGAGUCUGUGGAUGCUGGAGCAGGCACUGCCCCAUUCUUUAUAAAGAAGCCCACAGUUCAAAAACUGGUUGAGGGUGGCAGUGUUGUCUUUGAGUGCCAGAUCGGAGGCAGCCCCAAACCACAUGUUUACUGGAAGAAAAGUGGAAUCCCACUCACUACUGGAUAUAGGUACCGAGUAGCUUAUAAUAAAGACACAGGGGCCUGUAAGCUGGAGAUCUCCAUGACGUUCCCCGAUGAUGCUGGAGAGUACACCAUCUUUGCCAGGAACCAACUUGGAGAGAUCUCUGCCUCAGCCGUGCUGCUUGACGAAGAGUCAUAUGAUCUGUAUAUGAAGAAACAAGAAGUAACAUAUAAGACAGAAGUAACCGUUGAGGAGCCAAAAGUUGCUGAUGUGCCUGCUUUUACCGAGAGCGAAACUGAGAAAGAGAUGCUCAUCCAAAGAAGGAUGGCUCAGCAAUCCCAGAUGAUGCGGACCCUUCUCACAGAACAGGAGUUCCAGAUCUCUCAUUUUGAGCAGAGAUGCAUCCAAGAAAUUGAGUUCCGUCUACUUAAGAUUACUUAUCAGGAGUUGGUGACCGAGGAUGGGGAGCGUAUGGAUAUGAGCGUUUCUGAGCAUGAUGCUGUUUAUCCAGUAUUUAAUACCCCAGUUAAACAUUACAGACUCAGGGAGGGAAUGAGUGCAACUUUCCAUUGCAGGAUGACAGGAACUCCACUCCCUAAGAUUACCUGGUAUAAAGAUGGCAGCCGCAUUACACAUGGAGGUCGCUAUCAGAUGGAGGUUCUGCAGGAUGGUAGAGCCAGUCUGCGUCUUCCCGUGGUGCUGCCAGAAGAUGAGGGCGUCUACACUGCUUUGAUCAGUAACAUAAAGGGUAAUGCUGUCAGCUCUGGAAAGCUGUCUGUUGAGCCAACCGGGACAGCACAGCCACAGUAUGCUCAACCAGGGGCAGUUCAAAGAAUUCGGUCCACGUCACCACGCUCUUUAAGUCGUUCCCCUGGGCGCUCACCUGCACGUAGACUUGAUGACACAGAUGAGAUACAGCUAGAAAGGCUGUACAAGCCUGUGUUUGUACAGAAGCCAUCAUCAUUAAAGUGCUCUGAGGGACAGACUGCACGAUUUGAUCUGAAAGUGGUUGGAAGACCCAUGCCUGACACUUACUGGUUCCACAAUGGACAACAAGUGGGAAAUGACUACACCCAUAAGAUUGUGAUAAAGGAGGAUGGAACUCAGUCGAUGAUUGUGGUUCCUGCCAUGCCGCAGGACUCUGGAGAGUGGACAGUUGUUGCUCAGAACAGAGCUGGAAAGACUUCUGUAUCCAUCACUCUUACUGUUGAAGCCAAAGAAAACCUGGUGAGACCCCAGUUUAUUGAGAAAUUAAGAAACAUCAGUGUUAAAGAAGGUACUUUGGUGGAGCUGGCUGUCAAAGCCAUUGGCAAUCCCCUUCCUGACAUUGUCUGGCUGAAGAACAGUGACAUCAUCUCCCCGAACAAACAUCCAAACAUCAGGAUUGAGGGUGGUAGAGGUGAGGCUUGUUUUAAGAUUCCUUCAAGUGUCGGAUCAGAUAGUGCCUGGUAUACGGCUACUGCCAUUAACAAAGCUGGCAGAGACACCACUCGCUGCAAAGUCAAUGUGGAGGUGGGCACAGUCCAGCCUCAACCUGAGAAGAGGCUUAUCAUUCCCAAGGGAACGUACAAGGCCAAAGAAAUCGCUGCACCGGAGUUGGAGCCACUGCAUCUUCGCUAUGGCCAAGAUCAAUGGGAAGAGGGCGAUCUCUAUGACAAAGAGAAACAGCAGAAGCCACACUUUAAAAAGAAGUUGACCUCAGUCAGACUAAAGCGAUUUGGACCAGCUCACUUUGAGUGUAGAUUGACCCCUAUUGGCGACCCAACCAUGAUUGUUGAGUGGCUACAUGAUAGCAAGCCACUGGAAGCUGCUAACAGACUGCGUAUGGUAAAUGAGUUUGGGUAUUGCAGUCUUGACUAUGAAGCUGCUUAUUCCAGGGACAGUGGUAUCAUUACUUGCAGAGCCACCAACAAGUUUGGUGUUGACCAGACCUCUGCAACAUUGAUUGUUAAAGACGAGAAGAGUCUGGUGGAGGAGAGCCAGCUGCCAGAAGGAAGGAGAGGACAAAGAAUAGAUGAAAUUGAGCGUAUUGCCCAUGAGGGUGGCCCUUCAGGAGUUACUGGAGAUGAUGUACUUGAGAAGACUAAGCCAGAGAUUGUGAUGCUUCCAGAGCCAAUAAGAGUUAUGGAAGGGGAUACCGCUAAAUUCCGUACAAGGGUGACCGGCUACCCAACUCCAAAAGUCAACUGGUACCUUAAUGGACUGCUCAUUCGCAAGAGCAAAAGAUUCAGACUGUUAUUUGAUGGCAUUCACUACUUGGAAAUUGUAGACACCAAAUCCUAUGAUUCAGGAGAUGUUAAAGUUGUGGCUGAAAACCCUGAAGGCGUAGUUGAACAUGUUGUGAAAUUUGAGAUUCAGCAGAGGGAGGACUUCAGGUCAGUCUUGCGCCGUGCUCCUGAGAUUAAGGUUCCUGCACCUGUGCCAUCCCAAGAGCAUGGCAGAGUCUCCUUUGAGGUUGUCAAAGCUGAGAAGCCAUCCGAGCUCUCUAAAGACAAGGAAGUGGUUAAGCUGAGGAAAACUGAGAGAUUGACCCAUGAGAAACUAACAGAAGAGACAGAAGAACUGAGAAGCAAGUUUAAACGUAGGACCCAGGAGGGCUACUAUGAAGCAAUAACUGCAGUUGAGCUAAAGUCCCGCAAGAAGGACGAGUCUUAUGAAGAUAUGCUAAGGAAGAGAAAGGAAGAACUCCUUCAUCGGGCCAAAGAACUAGCGUCUGAAGCUGAAAUUCUUAAAGAAGAGGAACGGAAACUGACUAUUCCCAAAUUCAAGCCAGAGAGAAUUGUACUCUCUCCUAGCAUGGAGGCUCCAAAGAUCAUGGAACGAAUCCAGAGCCAGACAGUUUGCUUGGGUGAUGAAGUACACUUCCGUUGUAGAGUCACCGGUAAACCAGAUCCAGAGUGUCAGUGGUUCAAGAAUGGAAUCCUACUGGAGAAAACAGACCGGGUUUACUGGUACUGGCCAGAGGACCAGGUCUGUGAACUAGUGAUCUUGAAUGUUUCAGCUGAGGACUCAGCGAGUGUGAUGAUCAAAGCCAUGAAUGUUGCUGGUGAGACCUCAAGCCAUGCCUUCCUGCUGGUUCAAGGAAAACAAGUUAUUUCAUUCACACAACAACUAGAAGAUUUGAAUGCUAAAGAGAAAGACACCAUGGUGACCUUUGAAUGUGAAACAAAUGAGCCAUUUGUCAAGGUCAAAUGGCUUAAAAACAACGCAGAAAUUUUCUCCGGAGACAAAUACAGGAUGCACUCUGACAGAAAGGUGCAUUUCUUGUCUGUGCUGGUGAUUGAAAUGAAGGAUGAAGCAGAGUACAGUUGUGUGGUUGCUGACGAUGAACACAUAAGAACUACUAGCACACUUCAUGUUGAAGGUGCACCACUUGAAAUUGUAAAGAACCUUGAGAAUACAGAAGUGCCUGAGACAUACGCUGGAGAGUUUGAAUGCGUUUUGUCACGUGAGGAUGCUGAAGGCACCUGGUAUUUCGAGAACAAAGAAAUCACUCCUAGUCUCAAAUAUGUCGUGUCCGCACGUCGUGGUCGCCAUAGUCUUUCUGUGAAAGACGUUAAGAAGGAGGACCAAGGAAAGUACACCUUCAAAGUGGGAGAUCUUAAGACAAGUGCCUCCCUUAAAAUGAAAUUGCGCCCCGUCACUCUGAUGCAAGGACUUUCUGACCUGACGAUCUGUGAGGGUGAUAUUGCCCAGCUUGAAGUGAGAUUCUCUCAAGAAAAUGUGGAAGGCUCGUGGAUGAAGAAUGGUCAGGCCAUCUCUGCUUCCAGUAAGAUUCACAUGGUCAUCGACAAAGUCACCCAUAAGCUCCUCAUUGAAGAUGCCAGUAAGGAUGAUGCUGGGAUCUACUCCUUUGAAGUACCUGCUCAGGACAUUUCUACAUCUGCAAAACUAACAGUUCAGAUCAUUGGCUUCUUGGCACCACUAAAGGACAUUUCCACAGUGGAAGGCACUAAAGCUGUCCUGGAGGCUAAAAUCUCUGCCCCUGAUAUAAGCUCAAUAAAAUGGUACCACAAUGAUAAGCUUGUGACAGCGAGUGACAGAGUCCAGGUGGUUGUCAAAGGAUCCAAACAGAGACUUGCCAUAAGCAGGACCUACGCUUCAGAUGAAGGACACUAUAAACUGAUUGUUGGCAAAGUGGACUCAACCUGUACACUUUCUGUCCAGAAAAUCAGUAUUGUUAAACACAUGGAGGACUGUGUUUGCACCGAGACUCAGAACGUCACUUUUGAGACAGAGGUAUCCCACCCUGGCAUUGAUGCUCUUUGGACUUUCAAGGGUCAACCUUUGAAAGCAGGUGCAAAGUACAAGAUUGAGUCCAAAGGUACACACCAUAGCCUUACCGUUCUGAAUGCCAUGAAGGAUGAGGAGGGAGAGUACACGUUUAUGGCUGGCGAGAAGGAAUCCAGAGCACAGCUUAUUGUAUCAGGCGGUGCUAUAAACAGGCCACUCCUUGAUGUAACUGUAGCAGAAUCUCAGACUGCAGAACUGGAGUGUGAAGUCGCAAAUCCCACCACAGAAGGCAAAUGGCUGAAAAAUGGCCAACCUGUUGACUUCAGUGAUAAUGUGACCAGUGAAAGUGAUGGCACUGUCAGACGACUGGUCAUCACCAUCACUCGACCACAAGAUGUUGGAGAGUACACAUACCAGGUGGCAAACUCCAAAACAUCAGCUAACUUGAAAGUCGAAGCUGUAAAAAUCAAGAAGACAGUAAAGAACCAGACUGUUACUGAGACCCAGGACGCAGUGUUCAGUCUUGAGCUCACCCAUUUAGACGUCAAAGGAUCCCAGUGGAUCAAGAAUGGAGUAGAAAUUGUUCCCAGCGAUAAACAUGAGAUAACCGUAGAGGGCGUGGUGCACACCCUGAAGAUCAAGGACUGCACCACGCAAGAUGAAUCAGUCUAUGGAUUUAAACUCGGAAAGCUCUCUGCUAAUGCCAGACUGAAUGUUGAAACUAUCAAAAUUGUGAAGAAGCCUAAGGAUGUAACAUCACUGUUGGGCGCCACCGCCUCUUUUGAGCUGAGUUUGUCCCAUGAUGACAUUCCAGUUCAGUGGAUGUUCAAUAACCAAGAGCUCAAGCCAAGUUCAAAUGUCAAAAUACUGUCUGAGAGGAAGGCCCACAAACUUGUCAUUCAGAGUGUUGAAGACCACAUGGCUGGAGAAUACAUCGCCGUGGUUGGACAUAUGCAGUGCAGUGCACAUCUUCAUGUGGAAUCUUUGAGAGUCACAAAACCUCUGAAGAACAUUGAGGUUCCAGAGACCCAGGUUGCCACAUUCGAGUGUGAAGUUUCACAUUUUAAUGUCCCAUCUGCCUGGCUGAAGGAUGAGGUUGAGAUUGAGAUGAGCGAGAAGUUUGGAAUUGUGGUCCAGGGUAAAUUGCAUCAGUUGAAGGUUAUGAACACCAACCAAGAGGACACUGCAGAAUACACAUUUGUGUGCGGAAAUGACUCCGUCUCAGCUACCCUGACUGUUAACCCAAUUAUCCUCACAUCCGAGCUUCAGGAUCUAAAUGCUAAAGAGAAAGACACUGUAACGUUUGAGGUGACUGUCAACUAUGAAAGCAUUGCCCACAAAUGGCUGAAGAACGGAGUAGAGAUCCGUUCCAGCGAUAGAUGCCAAACUCGCUUCAAACAUCUCACUCACUCUCUUACUAUCCGUAACGUUCACUUUGGAGAUGUUGGGGAGUACAAGUUUGUCGCUGGAUCUGCCGAGACUUCAGCAAACCUUUUUGUUGACGCUCGUGUAAUUGAAUUCACAAAGCCCAUCCAUGACAUCAAAGUAACUGAGAAGAAGAAGGCUAUCUUUGAAUGUGAGCUCUCUGAACCCAACAUCCAAGUGAUGUGGAUGAAGAAUGGGCAAGAACUGGAAAUGUCUGACAGGUUUAAAUCCACCUCUGAGAAACAAAUACAGCGAUUGAUCAUUCAGACAGUGCGCAUGUCCGAUGCUGGAGAGUACUCGGUGGUUGCCGGUGGAAGUGUUGCUAAAGCUUCACUUACAGUGGAGGGCAAGGAUGUUACGAUCUCUGAGCCUGCUGAAAGAAACAUCAAUGUGGUUGAGAAACAGAGAGCUACAUUUGAGUUUGAAGUUAAUGAGGAUGAAAUCGAAGGCCGCUGGCUAAAAAAUGGUGUUGAAAUUCAAUUUUCUGAGGAGAGAUUCAAAUAUGUGACUGUUAGAAAAACACAUCGCUUGACAAUUAUUGAAACCUUCAGAAGUGAUUCUGGUGAAUAUACUUUCAUUGCUGGGAAGAACAGGAGCUCCGUCCAUCUAUAUGUCCAGAUCCCUGAGCCUCCUCAGAUUGUCAAUGAAUUACAACCUCUAUCUGUUGAGGCUGGCAAGCCUGCACGUUUCUCCGUGGUGGUGACAGGAACCCCUCAACCCCAGGUAUCCUGGUACAAGAACUCUCAGGCUCUGUCCUCUGGGUUCAAGUGUAAGUUCCUGAGGGAUGCCAGUGAGUGCGCAUUGCUCCUCAUUGAGGUCUUCCCAGAAGAUGCAGCCCUGUACACCUGUGAAGCUAAGAAUGACUAUGGAGUAGCCACAAGCUCUGCUUCACUUAAUGUAGAAGUUUCAGAAGUGGUUUCUACAGACAUUGUAGCUCCAGUGCCACCACCAGUAAUCAUUGCAUCACUUCAAAGUACUUCUGUUGAAGAAGGAGAAUCAGCAAGUUUCCAGUGCCGUGUGUCUGGAGAUGAUUUGACGAUUACAUGGUACUGCAAGGAUAAAGAAAUAGUGGAGUCAGACAACUUCAGAAUGUCUCAGAUUGACGAUAGCUGCCAACUGGACAUUUCCAGAGCUUAUGUGACCGAUGCAGGGGAAUAUACAUGUGUUGCACGCAAUUCUGGAGGAAUGGUCUCUUGCACUGGAGUUUUAAUAGUCAAUGAUGGCAGUGUGAAAACAGUAGGUAGGCAAAGUGUUUCAAGUGGCGGAAUAUCUCGGUCAGAGUUGUUCACCUCCCAGACCAUGAGUGAGACUCAUUCGUCCACUAUGCAAACUUAUGAAUCUGUGUCUACCAUGAUGAUGUCCACAACAUCUGUUAAAAACAUAGAGGUCCAACAAGUGACCUCUGUGGAAACUUACUCUUCGAGCCCUGUGUUGACCCACAAAAUGAGUGACCUCAGUGUAAACCUGGGCGAUGUGGCACAGUUUGAUUGUUCCUUCAGUGGACAGCCGUUUACAGAGAUUGAAUGGAAUCAUAAUGGAAGACCAAUCCCAAAAACAGAAAGGGUGCAGUAUGUUAAUCAAGGAGGUGUCAUAUCUCUCGUCAUACUCAAUGUGCAGCUUGGAGACCAGGGAAGUUACUGCUGUACUGUUAAAAAUAGAAAUGGCGAGAGUCAAACGUCUGCACAGCUUACAGUAGAAGCUAAAGAAGCGAAUCCCAACGAAACCCCCGUACCCUCCGAUUCAAUCAGUAAAUCUUCUAAAACCGAAAAUGAAUCAAGUAAAAAGGCCUCUGAGCAGGAAAAACAGGAGACUUUACAGAAUGUUGGAGACCUGGCAUCAAAGUGGCAGAUAAGCCGACAUUACGAUCCUGAUGUUAUACCUUUGUUGGAGCGUGACAUGUACGAUGCAAUUCAGCCAGAGUUCCUUGUGAAACUAUCCACAGAAUUCCUUGCCAAACAAAAGGAGAGUGUUUUUCCUUAUUAUGUAUUCAAAGGAAGACCCUCUCCGUUUAUUAUAUGGCUACACAAGCAGUUGAUCAAUGAAGAGCCAAGGUCAUACUUCUUGAAACAUGAUGAGCCCUUGUGCUGCUUAAAUGUAAAGAACCUCGGUUCUGGUCAAGGGGGCACAAAUUCUUGCAAGGUUAUCAAUGAUGCAGAAGACAAAACAUGCAGCACUCGGACAGUGUCCAAGGUGGAAGAAGAGACAGUUCAUGAAGAAGAAGUCAGAGUGCCUCCAGUUUUCACGAGGAAGAUAACUGACAUGGACACCAACGUUGGCAGCCCCGUGAAGUUUGAAUGUGAGAUUGAAGAUGCGCCUAAUGUGACUUUCAAGUGGUUCAGGUCUGGAUCAGAAAUCAAACAGGGUGACAAGUACAGGAUCAUCAGCAAGGGCAGCUCCUCAUCCUUGGAGCUCCUCAACCCAACAAAGGCAGAUGCUGGAGAAUACAUGUGCCGUAUCUCAAAUAAGCAUGGUAGUGACAGCUGCGCCGCUAAGCUGAGCAUCACUGAAACCCCCUUCAUCAGAAAAGAAUUACCAAUGGAUGUAGAGACCUGUGCUUUAUUUGGACAUGAGGUCUUUGAUACUGCCCCAUUUGACAUGAACGGGUUUAUGCAUAAGAGAUGUGUUACUUCUGACAAAACACAAAUAUUAUUUGAGGAUUUAAUCGGAUAUUUGGACAAGCAUCCCUUUGAAAGUUCAAAUGUUGGGGAGUACCAAUGUUACCUGUCAAACGAAGUUGGAAAAAUCGUCUCAAAAUCAGUUGGUAUGAUAAGAGAGCCGGCCAAGUUUGUGAAGAAGUUGACAGACAUGACUAUCCCAAUGAGUCAGAAACUGAAACUUCAGUGCACAUUUACCGGAGCACCCAAGAUGUUUGUUACAUGGUACAAAGAUGGAAAGCAACUCUAUGCCUCCUACAGAUACAACACAUGGAUAAAUGAUGACACUUGCAGCUUGGAGUGUCUUCAUGAGUGUAAUAAUGAGACAGCUGGACAAUACUCUUGUGAGGUGUCCAAUUCCUAUGGAACUGAUAUCUGUCAUGCCCAAGUUACGACUGAGCGCAAAAUUCCACCAACCUUCACUAAGAAACCCUCAGAGCAAGUUGAGGAUAGCGAGGGCAAAUUGGUGAAGCUUGAGGCUCGAGUGACUGGCUCACAACCUCUGUCUGUAAGCUGGUACAAAGAUAACGGAGAGAUCUUGAGCUCUGACGUCUGUGACAUUUCCUUCAAUAACAAUGUGGCUGUGAUGUGCAUCAAGAAUGCCAAAGCUACAGACAGUGGUGCUUACACAUGCAGUGCUUCGAAUGAAGCUGGCUCCGCCUCCUUCGAGGUGGUGGUUAACAUCAAAGAGCAAAAAAUACCACCAUCUUUUGACAUUCCCCUUAAACCCGUGACAAUCAAUGAGGAGGAAAGGCUAAACCUUAGCUGCCAUGUCUGUGGCUCCACUCCUCUGAAUAUUCAGUGGAUGAAGGACAGAAGGGAAGUCACAUCUUCUGCUAGCACCAAAAUCACAUUUGUGGAUGGCACAGCCACCCUGGAGAUAUCCAAGGCAUCCAAAACAGAUGCCGGUGACUAUUUAUGCAAAGCAACCAAUGAUGCUGGUAAUGAAUUCUCCAAAGCUAAAGUCACCAUUGCAGAAAAACGUAGUGCUGCACCAGCUAAAGUGCCAGCAGCCCCCACAGAAACUCAGGCAGUUAAAAAACUGGACAACUUGUUCUUCAUUGAGGAGCCCAAGAGCCUUCAUAUCAUUGAAAAGGGCACAGCUACCUUUAUUGCUAAAGUUGGUGGAGAUCCCAUUCCCAAUGUUAAAUGGAUGAAGGGCAAAUGGCGACAGAUGACUCACGGUGGUCGAGUGAGCAUUCAACAAAAGGGCCAAGAGGCCAAGCUGGAGAUCAAGGAGGUGACCAAAUCCGACUCUGGUCAGUACAGAUGUGUUGCCUCAAACAAACAUGGAGAAAUUGAGUGCAACGCUGACAUGAAUGUUGAACAGAAGAAAGAGACUGGACCAGAGAUGGUGACACUGAAGAAAACUCCAUCAAAGCAGAAAUCUCCAAAAGAGACCAAAGACAUUGACAUUGUUGAGCUGCUACGAAACGUAGACCCAAAAGAGUAUGAGAAAUAUGCUCGCAUGUAUGGAAUCACAGACUACCGUGGUAUCCUUCAAGCCAUUGAGAUACUGAAGAAGGAGAAAGAACACGAAAGUGGAAGACGGGAAAGCGAACAUGGGCGAGAAUACGAUGAAGAUUUGGCUAAACUUAUGUCUGAUUUGCAAAGCAGAAUGGAGCACACUGAACCUGUUACCCUGGUUAAAGACAUUAAGGACCAGACAACGCAAGUUAACAAGGACGCAACAUUUGAGUGUGAGAUCAAAAUCAACUAUCCAGAGAUUUCACUCUCUUGGUAUAAAGAUACAAGGAAGCUAGAAACAAGUGAUAAAUACGAAGUUCAAAUUGUGGAUGAUCAUCACAUAUUGAAGAUCAAGAACUGUCAGACCAGCGACCAGGGAAAUUACCGCGUUGUUUGUGGGCCACAUAUAUCCAGUGCCAGACUGACAGUAAUGGCUGACCAAAUUCAAUUCACCAAGUGCAUUCAGAAUAUCUUGGUGAAUGAACGUCAGUCGGCCACUUUUGAGUGCGAGUUGGCCUUUGACAAUGCGGUCGUCGCCUGGUUUAAAGACUCAUGGGAACUUAAAGAGAGCCCAAAAUAUACCUUCAGAUGUGAAGGACGAAGACACUUUAUGGUCAUUCGUAAUGUAACAUCUGAGGAUGAAGGCGUAUACUCUGUGAUUGCACGACUGGAGCCCGUGGGUGAAACUAAAAGUACAGCUGAGCUUUAUCUGUCAGGCAAAGAAAUUGAGUUAAGAACGCGUUCCUUUGAUGUUCCUGAUACAUCAAUACAUGUGCCUGAUGUGACAUCUGUGAUAAGUUUUAAAGAUGAAACCUCUGAAUUUCAUUAUGAAGAAAAGUCUGAAAUAACAGAGUAUCAGAGCUGGACAGUCGAAGAGAAGAGUGUUACAUAUGAAUUAUCUUCAGUGCAAGAGCUGCAGAAACCCGUUGAGGAGACUGUGACAAAACGUGUUGUAGAAAAGAUGGAAGAAGCCCCUAAGAAAGUACUGGAAGUUAUACAGCUACCAGAAGAGACACCAGACACAACGGUCAUACAGACUGCACUGAUUCCUGAAAAAGAACCCGAGGUCAGGAAACCUGUUGAGGAGAAAGUGGUCUCUCUUAAAGUGAUGGAACAAAAAGAACAACCCCCAGCCAAAGCCUCAGAGCCUAAGCCUCAGGUGCCAGCAGAACCCAAAGAGACUCCAGUGGUUGUGGCAAAGCCUGAACCUAAGCCUGAGCCAAAGGUUAUUUCAAAACCUGAGCCCAAGCCUGAGCCAAAAGUAACUCUAAAACCUGAGCCCAAGCCUGAGCCAAUAGCUACACCAAAACUUGAGCCCAAGCCUGAGCCUAAAGUUACUCUGAAACCUGAGCCCAAGGCUGAACCGAUAGCUGCACCAAAACCUGAGCCCAAGCCUGAGCCAAUACCUACACCCAAGCCUGAGCUGAUAGCUACACCAAAGCCUGACCCGAUAGCUACACCAAAAUCUGAGCCCAAGCCUGAGCCAAUACCUACACCCAAGCCUGAGCCGAUAGCUACACCAAAGCCUGAGCCAGUACCUACAUCCAAGCCUGAGCCAAAAGUUGCUGCAAAACCUGAACCCAAGCCCGAGAAAGCUGUGGCAACGUCUGUCAAAGCACCCGAAGCUCCUAAAAAGCCAGAAGCAGUACCUCAACCAGCUAUUAAAAAAGAUGAGGCUUUAACUUCAAAGCCAGACAUUGCUCAAAUUAAAGCUCCUUUGGAGAUGAAGGAGACAGUUGCUUCAAAAGUAAAGCUAGAUAAUAAACCAGAGCCGGCACUUGCUGCGCCUGUGGCAUCAAAGACAGAGCCAUCAAAGAAAGAAGUCUCUCAGCUACCUCAAGAUCUCUCAUCUACACCUGUCUUUUUCAAGCCACCAAAAGUAGAGACAGCUAGUCAGCAAAUGCACACUCCAGAGCCAGUUAGAAAACAGUCAGCUCCUCUGGAGAUUAUACAAGAACCUGCAAGAAAGCCAAUUUACCAAGAAGUGUCCAAAGCAGAACCUGAGAAAAAGGUAGAGCCUUUGCCUAAACCUUCGGAGGCCCGGGAAGCAGAACGAGUUAAAAAACAAGACCCACCAAAGAUGGAACCAAUUACAAAGCCACCAGUUGCUUACAAAAAGGAGACUUCUUUACAGAAAGUGGUUGAAGUAAAGCCUGCAGAAGUAUCGUCUGAGAGAAAACCAGUGGGUACACUGGAGACUGAGAUGCCCUCAGCCAAAGUCUUUUCAGCUUCAGAAAGUAUUGACCAAAUUCCCAAUAAAGUGGAACUAACAACACAAAAGAUUUACAUGAAGGAAGAAGUUUGUCUGACUAAGGAAAUCGUAAAGGAGAGUCGUGGCAUUUCUCAUAUGCCUGAGGAAGUUUUGCCCGUCCAAGCUGAAGAGCGUAUUGUUGGUCAUCACAGUAGAGAACAAACUGAUAGAAAUGUGAAGAUGAUUGAAACGGAGGUCUCCAGAAUGCCAGAACAAGCACCAGCUUUAGAGAUGGCUGAAACGAAGAAGGAGAUAUUAGUGACAUCUAGUAUUUCAAAAAGAGAUGAACGCUUCACAGAUGUGGUGGUUCCUAGCAGUGAGACAUCACUGGAAAGGCAAGAAAUUACACAGAAUGAAAAGUAUGCAGUGAAGGAUAGUUCAAUCCAGAAGAAACAUGUCACCACUGAAACAGAGGUGAUCAUUCAAAGACAAGAAGUUGUUCCCAAGAAAACUACUGAAGCCAAGUUUGUUCAUGAAGCCAAGAGUUCACAGACAGAACCUCCUCAGAUGACACCAGCAGUUAAGGCAAAAGAGAUUGGAAACGAAUCAGAUAAAGUGCAUGACAAAGACGAGAAGACCCAGGCUGUAGCAUCUUCUGUGUCAGAAGUUAUUUCUUCUACAAAAGAACCAGAAUUGGUGAAGCAAUCUGAACCCAUUGCACCCAAGCCAACUGUGAUUCCAGUUGAACAAAAAAGAUUGCCUCCUUCAAAAGAGCCCACCGUUGAAAAGAAACCAGCACCCGAAGCACCAAAACCAACUGUGGCUCCAGUUGAAAAGAAACCCACUGUUGAAAAGAUAGCAGUACCUGAAGCGCCAAAACCAACUGUGGCUCCAGUUGAAAAGAAAGUACUGCCACCUCCUAAAGAAGAGCCCAUCGUUGAAAAGAAACCAGCACUUGAAACACCAAAGCUGGCUCCAGUUGUGGCUCCAGUUGAAAAGAAAGUACUGCCUCCUCCUAAAGAGCCAAUUGUUGAAAAGAAACCAACACCUGAAGCGCCAAAGCCGACUGUGGCCCCAGUUGAAAAGAAAGUACUGUCUCCUGUUAAAGAGCCAAUUGUUGAAAAGAAAUCAAAGCCAGUGGUUGAAAAGAAACCAGAACCUGAAGCACCCAAACCAACUGUGGCUCCAGUUGAAAAGAAAGUACUGCCUCCUCCUAAAGAGCCCAUCGUUGAAAAGAAAGCAGUACCUGAAGCACCAAAACCAACUGUGGCUCCACUCGAAAAGAAAGUACUGCCUCCUCCUAAAGAGCCCACUGUUGAAAAGGCACCAGUUCCUGAAGCACCAAAGCCGACUGUGGCUCCUGUUGAACAGAAAAUAUUGCCUCCUAAAGAGCCCAUUGUUGAAAAGACACCUGAACCUGAAGCACCAAAACCAACAGCAGCUCCACUUGAACCUAAACUUUCUCCUCCUACAGAUGCAGACGGCCCUGUCACUGCUCCAGGUCCUCCACCAAAAGAAACAACUAGCACCUCUCAAGCACUUCUUAAACAAAAGAGUAAAAUUUCUGUGAAAGAAGAGGACAAACGGAAAACGGCAGCUGGAAAGAAAGUUACUAGAAGUGCAAAAGAGCACAAGGAAGAUCAUGAAGUGACAUCACAUAAGAAAGUAAGCAAAAUUCAUGAAGAAUUGCAAACAGAACCAGGACCCCUUCUACGGAAAACUGAGAAAGCAGAAAUUGUUGGGGAGGAGAUGGAUUUCUCAAAGGCAGUCCCUGAAGUUAAAAUCACCAGCAGUUGUGAAGUUACAGAAGAUACUUGUGCAUAUGAACCUGCCACAGUUCAGAAACCUGGUGAAAAAAUUGUUAAGCUUGAGCAUGUGUCAAAAACAAAAAUAGAAGAGAUGUCCUCAUAUAAAAAAGCUGAUAACUUUGAAACACCUGUUGUCUCAAAAGAACCCAUCAUUAAGGUGAAGAAACACGAGCCUGAACAUGUCAAAAAGUCAGAUGUCCCCAUAAAGACUCUUACUACCCCAGCAAAGUCAACAGAGGACAGACCAAAGGAAGAUGAGAAGACAGUGUUGAAAAAAGGAGGAAUUAUUCCAAAAGAAGAACUGAAAAAAGAGGAGGUUAAAUUAAAACCUGUGACAGAGAAAACUCCCUCACCAAAAUUAGAUAAACCCAGUGUUAAAGAAGAGAAGCCCCCAAUCUCCAAAAAGAAAAUGGGGGAGAACGAAGAAAAAUCACUAAAACCCGAAGAACCUGGAGAGCUGAAAAAGACUCUUUCUCCAAAAGCCGAAACGGCGAAACCUAAACCAGCCGAGUCCAUUCCGAUGGAAAGAAAACCCAGUGCAAAAUUACCCAAGAAGCUUUCACCCAAAGAUUCAAUUGAGUCUGUUACUUUGAAAAAGGUCCCAAAGAAAAUCUCGCCCAAAGAAAAGACUACUCAGGAAAUUCCUAUGAAGACAAGUGUAGAAAAAGUGCCAAUGAAAGAGGUGAUGAAAGAGAUGUCCCCCAGUGUUCUACAUGUACACAAGAUUCCUACACAUCAAGAGGAAGAAGUACAUGAACAUAAAGGAGAGGUAGCGUGUGGUGACGAAGAAGAUGAUGAAGAAACUUGGGGAUGGGAACUCGGUCCUCGGGACAGUUACGGAUCUGGGAACUCUGAUGACCUCUUGGAAGAUGGGGCUGUUGAAACCCCAGGAAUGGGUGACAAAAGAGAGGGCAAACCUAAGGAUGAGUCACCUUUCGGAAGAGGCAGAGGACUAAGACCAAGACAAACUCCUUCUCCCGGUGAUGGUGGAAGGGGUAGAGGGCUCAGACCUGGUGGUGGAGGUGACAAACCACCGGCAGAAUCUCCUUUUGUCUACCAGCUCAAAGCCGUCCCACUUAAGUUUGUGAAGGAGCUCCAGGACAUUGUGUUGCAGGAGGCUGAGUCUAUCGGUUCCUCGGCUGUAUUCGAGUGUCAGAUCUCUCCAUCUACUGCUAUCACCGGCUGGAUGAAAGAUGGCAACAAUCUGAGGGAGGAUCCAAAACACAAAUUCACCUCUGAUGGCAAAGACCGCAAACUGCAAAUCAUUGAUGUACAGCUGUCUGAUACCGGAGAGUACACAUGUGUUGCAAAGCUUGGCAACAAAGAGAAGACCUCAACAGCUAGACUUGUGGUGGAAGAGUUACCUGUGAAAUUCACAAAGAAUCUGGAAGAAGAAACAAAUGUGAUCAAGGGGCAGCCAAUGUAUCUGACCUGUGACCUGAGCAAGGACAGGGAAGUGAUCUGGAAGAAGAAUGGGGAAGUGAUCGAACCAACCACUGGCAAACUUGCAAUCAACAUCAUCGGGCUUUCACAGACCAUCACGCUCCAGGACUCAAAUGAUGACGAUGCUGGUGUUUACAGUUGCGAGGUUGUGGGUUUGGAAAACAUAAAAACUCAAACCAACGUCAAGAUUACUGAAGUCGUUAGGGACUGGUUAGUUAGACCUCUGAGGGAUCAGCAUGUGAAGCCCAAGACCACAGCUACAUUCAAGGGUGAGCUCUUCAAGGAGACUCCCAACUGGAAGUGGUUCAAGGGCGAUGAGGAAAUUCCCAUUCCUGACCCUACGGGCAAAAUCGAGGUCACGAAGGAAGGCAAAGAGGUCACUCUUACAAUCAAGAAUGCCCAGCCUGAUGAUAUUGCGGAGUAUACCAUAGAGGUCGAAGGCCGCAAAUAUGCCGCAAAACUGACACUUGGUGAACGUGAAGCUGAGAUUUUGAAGCCUCUUGUCAGUGUGGAGGUGGUUGAGAAAACGGAGGCCAACUUUGAGACGGAAAUUUCAGAGGAUGAUGUGCCUGGAGAAUGGAAACUUAGAGGACAGGUUCUGACAAGAUCACCGACGUGUGACAUCAAAGCCGAGGGAACAAAGCGAUUCCUUACUAUCAAAAAUGUGCAGCUUGACCAGGCUGGUGAAGUUUCAUACCAAGCCCUGAACGCUGUGACAAGUGCUAUGCUCAUAGUGAAAGAGAUUGAUAUGGACUUCACAGUCCCUUUGAAGGAUGUUACUGUGCGUGAAAAGAAACAGGCAAAGUUUGAGUGCCUUAUCACUAAGGAUGUGCCUAAAGUGAUUUGGUUAAAGGGUUCUGAUAUCAUUACGCAAGGAAAUAAGUACGAAAUCAUUGACGAUGGAAUGAAACACAUAUUGAUUAUAAAUAACUGUGAAUUUGAGGAUGAGGGGGAAUACAGUAUUGAGGUCUUGGGCAAAUCGUCAAAAGCCAACCUAAUGGUAGAGGGUAUGAGGCUGAACUUCAUCUCAGCAUUAAAGGACCAAACUGUGAAGGAAGGUCAAACCGCUCUGUUUGACCUAGAACUUUCUCACGAGAAUGUCUCCGUCACAUGGUAUAAAAAUGAAAUAAAAUUGCAUCCGAGCAGAACCGUGUUGACUGGUGUGGUGGGAAAGAAACAUACCUUAGAAAUUAAGGAGGUAACACUAGAUGAUACUUGCCAAAUUAAAGCAGAAGCUAAAGGAAUAUCGACAACGGCUAAGCUGCUGGUAAUAGAGGGUGAUGCAUACUUCAUUGAGAAACUGCAAGAUUUCACCGCGGUUGAGAAAGACGAAGUCACGCUUAACUGUGAGCUGAGCAGAGAUGUUCCCGUGAAAUGGUUCCACAAUGAAAUCGAAAUUAAAGCCUCCAAGAUGAUCAUUAUAAAGACAGAUGGCUUGCGAAGAAGCCUUAAUAUUAAGAAAAUCGAACAAAAGGACAAAGGAAUAUUUGUUUGUGACUGUGGAACAGACAAGACCACUGCGACCAUGACCAUCGAAGGUCGUGACAUCAAAGUGGUUCGUCCCAUGUAUGGCGUUGAGCUGUUUGAUGGUGAGACGGCUCGAUUUGAAGUGGAACUCUCUACUGAUGAAGUCCAGGGCCAAUGGAAACUAAAAGAUGAAGUCCUGUCUCCUUCACCUGAUGUUCAGAUCGUUGAAGAAGGUACAAAGCACGUAUUGACAAUCUUCAACUGUAGAGUUACCCAAACAGGAGAGGUGGUCUUCCAAGGAGAAAAUGCUAAGUGUUCUGCGAAUCUUAAAGUGAAAGAUUUGCCUAUUACUUUCCUCGUACCCUUGAACGACGUGCAUGUCUAUGAAAAAGAUGAGGCGAGAUUUGAACUCGAGUUGUCAAGAGUGGCAAAGUCCUUCUCUUGGUUCAGGGGAACUCAGGUGCUGAAGACCGAUGAGAAAUUCGAAAUCCUGACAGAAGAAAAACACCAUACUCUGGUGAUCAAAUCUGCAAGUUAUGAAGAUGAGGCCAAGUACAUGUUUGAGGCUGAAGACAAGAGGACAUCUGCCCAACUUGUUAUUCAGGGCAUCCGUCUUGAGUUUGUCAGACCUAUCAAAGAUGUCACCGUUAAAGAGCGUGAGACAGCCGAGUUCAGAAUUGAACUCUCCCAUGAGAAGGUUCAGGUCACCUGGUACAAGAACGAUGUGCGUCUGCAUCCAAGCAAAGUGGUGCACAUGUCCGAAGAUGGCAAGAUCCAUACUCUGUCCUUUAAAGAGGUCUCCAUCGAUGACACUUCUCUUAUUAAAGUUGAAGCUCUUGGGAAGACCUGUGAGGCAAUGCUUACUGUUCUUGAGGGAGAGCCUUACUUCACCACCAAGUUGCAGGACUACACUGCACUUGAGAAGGAUGAGGUGGUCUUGAUUUGUGAAGUCAGCAAAUCUGCAGCUAAGGUCAAAUGGUUUAAAGAUGGGAAUGAGAUCGCUCCCUCUAAGAACAUCCUUAUCAAAGCUGAUGGAAAGAAACGUGUCCUGAUUGUCAGAAGGGCAGAAAAGGACAACACUGGCGAAUAUGUGUGUGACUGCGGCUCUGACAAAACAGCAGCCAAAGUUAAUAUUGAAGAGCGUGACAUCAAGAUUCUCCGUCCACUGUACAGCGUUGAGGUCACAGAGACCGAGUCGGCUCGCUUCGAGACAGAAAUUUCUGAGGACGACGUCCAUGGACACUGGAAACUCAAAGGAGAGGCUCUGCACCAGUCCGCUGACUGUGAAAUUAAGGAGGAAGGCACCAAGCACAUACUUAUACUUUAUAAUGUGCGUAUGGACAUGGCUGGAAGUGUGGACUUCAACGCCGCUAAUGCUAAAUCCUCUGCUCAGCUCAGAGUUAAAGCACGCACGAUCGGCCUGCUGCGACCUCUUCGGGAUGUCGCUGUUACGGCUGGAGAGACCGCAACCUUUAACUGUGAGCUUUCAUAUGAGGAUAUUCCUGUCGAAUGGUUUGUUGGUUCAACAAAGAUGGAACCAAGCGACAGGGUGGUCACCAAAGUAGACGGUAGACUGCAUUCCUUUACCCUGAAAGAUGUCAAGAUGGAAGAAGCUGGGGAUGUAAAACUUACAGCAAAGGACUUUGUGACCCAGGCUAAACUUACUGUAAAAGAGCCACCAGUUGAGUUCACCAGGCCCUUGGAGGACCAAACUGUUGAGGAAGAAGCCACUGCCAUUCUGGAGUGUGAACUUUCCAGGGAGAAAGCUGAUGUCAAGUGGUUCAGAGAUGGACAGGAGAUUCGUAAAACCAAAAAGUAUGAGAUGGUGGCCGAAGGAAAAAUAAGAAGACUAAUAAUCAAGGACUGUAGCCUUGAUGAUUCUAAGACGUAUACAUGUGAUGCAAAGGUGUUCAAAACAUCUGCUUUCCUGAAUGUUGAACAUCCAUUUGUUGAAUUUACUAAGCCUCUUCAUGAUGUUGAGGUUAGGGAGAAGGAAACUGCCAAGUUUGAAUGCGAAGUGUCCCGUGAAAGUGCCAAGGUCCGCUGGUUCAAAGAUGGCAGCGAGAUUAGAAAAAGCAAGAAGUAUGAGAUUAUUGCAAAGGGAUUGCAGCGUAUUCUCAUUAUCAGUAAGGCCGCCUUUGAUGAUGAGGCCGAGUAUGAAUGUGAUGCAAGGACAUCCAAAUCUUCCGGAAUGCUGACUGUUAUCGAGGAGGAGGCUGUAUUCACGAAGAACCUGUCCAAUGUUGAGGGCACUGAAACAGACAGCAUUAGGAUGAUUUGUGAGGUCUCCAAACCUGGUGCGGAUGUUAGAUGGUACAGGGGUGACCAGGAGAUACCGGAGGGUGGUAGAUAUGAACAAAUUUCAGAAGGGAAAAAGAGAAUUCUCAUCAUACAGGACCUCCGUCCGGAUGAUGUUGGGGAAUACUAUUGCAAGCUGCCUUCUACAGAAACAUCAGCGACUCUAAAGAUCAGUGAAUUGGCAGCUGAUUUCAUUUCGAAGCCCCAAAACCAGGAGGCCGUUGAGGGUGAGAAGGCCGAAUUCACUUGCACAGUGUCCAAGGAAAUGUCUGAAGCCAAAUGGUUCAGAGGAAACACUGAGCUCACAACCGACGACAAGUACGAAAUUUUCAGUGAUGGCAAGAGGAGAUCGCUCAUUAUCAAAAGCUGUGAGCUUAAAGAUGAGGGUGCAUUCACUGUUCGCAUCGACUCAGUUAAAGCUUCGGCAGACUUGGUGGUGAUUGAAAAACUGAAGAUUAUCACUCCCUUAAAAAAUACCAAAGUUAAGGAAGGACAAGAGAUUGUUCUUAACUGUGAAGUUAACUCAGAGGAAGCCAGAGCCAAAUGGCUGAAGAACGACGAGACGCUAUUUGAGAGCAGCAAGUUCGUCAUGGUUCAGAGAGACAAUGUCUUCCAACUGAGAAUCAAAGCUGGAGAGAAGUCAGACGCAGCCAGCUACACAGUAAUGCUGACAAACCAUCGUGGAGAGCAAGUCAAGUCCUCUGCUGACGUCAAUGUGCUGGAGGAAGAACUCCGAAUCAUUGUGCCACCAGAAGACUGUGAAAUAAUGGAAAAGAAGACAAUCGCCUUUACCUGCAAGGUGAACAGGCCAAAUGCGACGGUUCAGUGGAUGAAGGCCGGUCAAGAGAUCACUUUGAGCAAACGUAUUGUGUAUCGUGUGGACAAAGACAAACACUCCCUGACCAUUAAAGACUGCAGCCUUGAGGACGAGGGUGAAUACACCGUAGUUGCUGGCGAAGAUAAGGCCACAGCAGAACUCAUAAUCUGCGAGGCACCCCCUGACUUCACCUCUCACCUUAAAGAUCAAACCGUCACUGAGUUUGAGGAUGCUGAGUUUGUUUGCAAAGUGUCUAAAGAGAAAGCCCACGUUAAAUGGUACAGGAGUGGACGUGAAAUCAGAGAAGGACCAAGAUAUCAUAUGGAGAGAGAUGGAAAGGAAUGCAAGCUCAUAAUCAAGGAGUGCAGACCAGAUGAUGAAUGUGAAUACGCCUGUGGAGUGGAAGACCUUAGAUCAAGGGCACGUCUCUUUGUUGAAGAGAUUCCAGUGGAAAUUGUCAGGCCACCCACAGAUGUCUUUGAGCCACCAGGCUCAGAUAUUGUGUUUGAGGCUGAACUAAAUAAAGACAGAGUUGAGAUUAAAUGGAUGAGGAACAACAUGAUCAUCGUCCAGGGUGACAAAUACCAGAUGAUCAGUGAGGGCAAAGUUCACAGAUUGCAGGUCUGUGAGAUCAGACCACGCGAUCAAGGAGAAUACAGAAUAGUUGCCAAGGAUAAGGAUGCCAGAGCCAAGCUUGAGCUUGCAGCUGUGCCUAAGAUCAAGACCACAGAUCAGAACCUUGUAACAGAUGCUGGAAAGCCUUUCCUUAUGACAGUUCCCUACGAUGCUUAUCCUCGCGCUGAGGCCGAAUGGUUUUUCGAAGACACCAGCCUGCCCAGCCAGAACAUUGACACAUCCACUGAUAGGACUGAGUAUAGGUUAAAAGACCCUAAGAAGUCAGAUAAGGGUCGCUAUAAGAUUAAGAUCAAGAACAAACACGGAAAAGGAGAGGCUUUCAUAAAUCUAGACGUUAUUGAUGUUCCGGGACCUGUGAAGAACCUGCAGGUUAUAGACACUGCUGAUGGUGAGGUCAGCCUUGCUUGGGAGGAACCAGAAAGUGAUGGUGGAAGCAAGAUCUUGGCUUAUGUGGUUGAGAGACGUGAUAUCAAUCGCAAGACCUGGACAAUGGCCACAGACCGUGCUGACCUUCCAGAGUAUUGUGUUGCCGGAUUGCAGAGGGAUAACCUGUAUCUCUUCCGUGUUUGUGCUCGCAAUAGAGUCGGACAUGGAGAGCCUGUUGUCACAGAUGAGGCAGUUCAAGCCAAGAACAAAUUUGAUGUACCUGAUGCACCUCAGAACGUUAUAGUUGCAGAUGUCAAUAGGUUUGGUGCCACAGUUUCUUGGGAACCACCUCUGUUUGAUGGAGGAUCUGAGAUCACAUCUUACAUCAUUGAGCUCCGUGACCGUACAUCUGUGAGAUGGGAGCCUGCCUUGGUGGUUAAAGCUGAAGAUCUCACAGCCACACUUAAUGAUGUUGUCGAGAACAAAGAAUACAUUUUCAGGGUCAGGGCAGAGAACAGGGCUGGAAUUGGUCAGCCAAGCGCUGCCACACAUCCAGUGAAAAUUAUGGAUCCCAUUGAGAGGCCAAGUCCACCACUGAACCUAAACUACUCAAAUCAGAACAAAGAGUCUGUUCAGCUGUCAUGGGAGACACCCAUCAGCAAUGGAGGCAGCAUAAUUACAGGCUACGUCAUUGAAAAGUGUGAAGAUGGUACUGACAAAUGGCUGAGAUGUAAUGCAAGGCUUUGUCCAGACCUUUAUUACAGGGUUUCUGGAUUGAAGUUUGGUCAGAAGUAUCUCUAUAGAGUAUGUGCAGAAAAUGCAGCUGGAUUGUCUGAUCCAGCUGAUGUUCUUGGGCCGCUCUUGGCCGACGAUCCUCAUGUGGGUCCCACUUUGGAUCUCAGUGGAUUCAAAGACGGUCUGGAGGUCAUUGUUCCCAAUGCUCUUCACAUCCGAGUUCCAAUUACGGGAUAUCCCUUGCCCAAGGCCAAAUGGUCAUUCGGCGAUACAGAGCUCACCGCAGGUGACCGUGUUUCCAUGUCCACCAAACCUACAUACACCGAACUGGUUGUUGCACCAAGUGUUCGUCCAGACAAAGGAACAUAUACCUUACAACUGGAGAACGAUGUCUCAUCUGCUUUCGGAGAGAUUGACGUCAAUGUUAUAGCAUGUCCAAGUGCACCCAAAGACUUCAAAGCCGCUGAGGUGACCAGACACCACGUGCAUCUGAUGUGGGAGGCACCAGAACAUGAUGGAGGAAGCCCUGUAAUGGGGUACAAUAUUGAGAAACGAGAGGUUUCCCGCAAGACCUGGGUCAAGGUGAUGUCAGGUAUUGAGGACCUUGAGUUUACUGUCACGGACGUCAUCGAGGGCAAGGAAUAUUUGUUCAGCGUCAUUGCUUGUAACAAAUGUGGACCAGGAGAACCAGCAUACAUUGAUGACCCUGUGAACGUGUCCUCCCCAGCAACUGUGCCCGAUCCACCGGAGAACCUUAAAUGGAGAGACAAAUCAGCAAAGGGCAUCUUCCUAUUCUGGGAACCUCCCAGAUAUGAUGGUGGUGCACCUGUUAAGGGCUAUAUUGUUGAUAAGUGCCAGCGUGGCACUGACAAAUGGGAGGCCUGUGGAGAUCCCAUUCCUGAUCUGAAGUACCAGGUCACUGGUCUUGUAGAAGGUCAGUGGUAUUCCUAUCGCAUCAGAGCAGUGAAUAGACUUGGAGCCAGUCGACCAUGCAGGGCUACAGAUGAGAUCCUUGCUGUGGAUCCUAAAGAGCCACCAGAGAUCCAACUUGACGUUAAGCUCUUGGCUGGCUUGACUGCCAGAGCCGGCACUAAGAUUGACCUUCCUGCUGAUGUGCUGGGCAAACCUGACCCAAGAGUGAAGUGGACAAAGGCUGACUUAGUCCUUAGACCAGAUUCAGAUGAUAGAGUUACCAUUGAGACCAAACCUGGCCAUUCCAUGCUGUCCAUUGCAAACACAACCAGAGCCGACACAGCCACCUACAUCAUUGAGGCCGUCAACACUAGUGGCCGUGCAACUGCCACAGUUGACGUCAACAUUCUUGAUAAACCUGGUCCUCCAGCUGCUUUUGACAUCUCUGAUAUCACAAACGAGUCCUGUUGUUUGGCCUGGAAUGCCCCCAGAGAUGACGGUGGCUCCCCUGUCACAAACUACAUUGUGGAGAUGAGACCCACAGAUAAAGAGGAGUGGCAAAAACUGUCUGCUACCAUUAAGUUUACUAUUUUUAAAGCCUCCAAGCUGGUGUCUAUGAAGGAGUAUGUCUUCAGGGUUUCUGCUGAGAACCAAUAUGGCAUUGGCAGUCCAGCCGAGCAUGUGCCUAUUACUGCAAAGUAUUCAUUUGACACUCCUGGGGCUCCAACUAGGGUUCAGCCUUCAGAUAUCGCAAAGGAUGCUGUAACUCUAACUUGGUAUGAGCCCGAUGAAGAUGGUGGAAGUCCCAUUACUGGGUACUGGAUUGAGAGGUUUGAUCCUGAAACGGAUAAAUGGAUCAGGUGUAACAAGCUGCCAGUCAGGGACACAACAUUCAGGGUGAAAGGUUUGCCAACUAAAAAGAAAUGCAGGUUCAGAGUUUUGGCUGAGAAUCUUGCAGGACCAGGAAAGCCAAGUGAUGAGACCGCGCCAAUUUUGAUUAAAGAUCCAAUUGAUCCUCCUUGGGCUCCUGGAAAACCAUACAUCAAAGACACUGGCAAGACUUCAAUAGACCUGAUGUGGACCCGGCCUGAACAUGAUGGUGGUGCUAAGAUUGAGUCCUACAUCAUUGAGCUUCAAAAGACUGGAACUGAAGAAUGGGUUCGUGUAGCUGAGGAUGUGCCAACAACAGAGCACUUAUUGAAGGGCCUGAAGGAGAUGCAGGAGUAUUCGUUCAGAGUCAGGGCCGUCAAUGCUGUUGGAGAGAGUGAAGCCAGUGACCCAAGUGACCCUGUCGUCUGCAAGGAGAGACUUCAUCCCCCAUCUGCCCCACGCUGGCUUGAAGUGGUUAACAUAACUAAGAUUAACUGUGACCUGAAGUGGACAGAACCAGAUAGUGAUGGUGGCUCUCCGAUCACCAACUAUGUUGUUGAGAAAAGAGAUGUCAGACGCAGGAACUGGCAGUCUGUGGACACCACAGUAAAAGACAUCAAGUAUACUGUCAGUCCACUGAUUGAAGGUUCUCUGUAUGUUUUCCGUGUCGCAGCUGAAAAUGCAGCUGGUGUUGGCGAGUUCUGUGAGCUCGAGGACUCUGUUCUGGCUAAAGAUACUUUCACAACCCCUGGACCACCUUAUGCUUUGACUGUUGUCGAGGUCACCAAAAGACACGUUGACCUCAAAUGGGAGGCACCCAACAGUGAUGGUGGAAGACCCAUUACCAAGUAUGUCAUUGAGAAGAAAGAGAAAGUAGGCACCCGCUGGGUAAAGUCUGGAAAGACAGCUGGCCCUGAAUGCAAGUACAGGGUGACCGAUGUUGAUGAAGGCUCCGAGGUGCAAUUCCAGGUCCGUGCCGAAAACGAAGCUGGAGUUGGAAACCCAAGUGAACCUACUGAUGUCAUGACCAUUGAGGAUGCAAUAAGCAUUCCUUCUGCUCCAAAUGAUGUGAAGAUUGUUGAUGGAAGCAGAGAGCACAUCAACAUUACCUGGAAAGCUCCUGAAAAGGAUGGAGGAAGUCCAAUAACUGGUUACCAUGUUGAGCUGUCUGAAGCUGGAACUGAAAAAUGGAUGAGGAUCAAUGCUCGUCCUGUCAAAGAGCUGAGAUUUAAGGCUGAGGAAGGCAUAAUUCCUGAAAAACAAUAUGUUUUACGAGUUCGUGCCAUUAAUGCUGUUGGUGUCAGUGAUCCUUCUGAGAUUUCUGACAGCGUCUUUGCCAAAGAUCCUGACUGUAAGCCAACCAUUGAUCUUGAGACCCAAGACAUUGUGGUUGUAGAGGGUGAAAAGCUGCACCUAAAGAUCCCAUACCGUGCAAUUCCAAAACCAUCAAUGGUCUGGAAAAAGGGUGACACUGAACUAAAGACUGAAGACAGGCUCACACUGACAUGUGAUCUCAAUCGGGUUGAUCUGGAGCUUCUUAAGUGUAAACAUGAAGAUGCUGGCACAUAUACCGUAACUCUUGAGAACAGCUUGGGUUCAGUAACUGGCACAAUAAACGUAAAAGUGAUUGGCCUGCCUGGACAAUGUAAAGACAUCUCUCCCAGUGAGGUUACCAAGAGCUCUUGCAAAAUCUCUUGGGAGCCCCCAGAGAGCGAUGGUGGUAGCCCAAUCUUGCACUAUGUUCUGGAGAGAAGAGAAGCACAAAAGAAGACAUAUUUGCCUGUGAUGUCUAGAGACAACGUUUUAAACUUUAUGGCCAAAGACCUUAUGCUUAACUGUGAAUAUUACUUCAGAGUGAAGGCCGUUAACAAGAUUGGCAGUGGUGAAUACCUUGAGCUCCGCAAUCCUGUGAGAACAGAAGAACAGAAACAACAUCCUGACCCACCAGUUGAGGUUGAAGCACACAAUCCCACCUCAAAUUCCGUCACGGUCACCUGGAUGGCACCAGCAAAUGAUGGUGGAUGUCCAAUCACAGGCUACAUCCUUGAGAUGAUUGAAAAAGAUGGUGACAGAUUCGAGAGAUGCGUUCCUAACCUGGUACCUGGUUUCUCCUACACAAUCACUGGUUUGACAGAAGGAAAGGAAUACCAGUUCCGAGUCCGUGCUGAGAACAUCGCAGGACCAAGUGACCCAUCUCGCAGUUCUCAACUGAUUAAGGCGGCUGAUCCUGUUGAACCACCAAAGGUAUCACUCCAUCCCCGCAUUGUGUCUGGUCUUAGCAUUAGAAAGGGAGAGGAAAUUAAACUGGAUGCCUUCAUAUCUGGAUCACCAUACCCAGCGGUUACAUGGCUCAGAAAUGAUGAGAACGUCAGGCAGCCACCAGCUAAAAAGAAACCAGAUUACACUUUGAAGAAGAAAAAGAAGACGAAGAGCUUUCAGCCUGAACCUGAAGAGGUUUUCCAUCCUCCCCUAUUAGAUCGCCUGUCAUACGACCAGAGCAAACGGGGUGAGACUGCAUUGAUGGUGCGUGAUGCCAUCAGAACUGACCAUGGGAAGUUCACUAUUAGAGUCGAGAAUCCUCAUGGUGUUGCAACGGCAUCUUGUGAUGUCAAUGUUCUUGAUAAGCCUGGCCCUCCUGUCAACUUCGGAUUUGAAGACAUAAAGAACAUCUCUGUCACUUGCACAUGGGAUGCACCUCUCGAUGAUGGUGGCAGUGAGAUCAUCAACUACAUAUUGGAAAAGAAAGACAACACUACCGAUGAGAUUGGUUGGGUAACUGUUACUUCAACCCACAAAGGGUACAAUUACCCUGUAACCAAGCUUAUUGAAGGAAAGGAGUACAUCUUUAGAGUCACUGCAGAAAACAAGUUUGGUUGUGGACCCCCAUGCUACUCAGAACCACUUAUUGCAAAGAAUCAGUUCGAACCACCUGAUGCUCCCAACAUGCCAAGAAUCGGGGAGGUCUCCUCCAACUCUGUAGCCCUCAGCUGGCAUGAGCCCAAGGACAAUGGUAGCCCUAUCCUUGGCUAUUGGAUUGAGAGACGUGAAGUUAACAGCAAAUACUGGACCAGAGUGAACCGCAAUCUUCUCAACUCUCUGGCGGUUAAGGUCGAGGGUCUUAUGGAGGGCCUUGUUUAUGUCUUUAGAGUCUGCGCUGAGAAUCUUGCUGGCCCAGGAGAGUUCAGUGUACCAACUGAUCCUCAGGCUGCAAUGGAUCCAAUCUUACCACCUGGUGCACCUGUACCGAAAAUUGAUGAUGUCACAAACACAACCAUCGAUAUUUCUUGGGUACCUCCAUUGUAUAACGGCGGUGGAGAAAUCCUUGGAUAUCAUGUUGAGCGCUGUGUGGUUGGAGAGAAGGAAUGGGUCCGCUGUACUGAGUACAGAUGCAAGGACCGGAAGUUUACCAUCACUGGAUUGACUGAGGGGGCCGAUUAUAACAUUCGUGUAUUUGCUGUGAAUGAUGCCGGUAAUGGAGCACCAGGCAUGACUGAACCUGUUCAGGCCAAAGAACCUGAAGAGGCCCCAGCGGUUGACUUUGAUAUUUCAGUGAGGAAUGGAGUCCUCAUUAGGGCUGGUGAAACUCUCCGUCUACCUGCUGUCAUUACUGGCCGACCUGUGCCAGAAUUGAAGUGGACGAAGGAUGAUGCUGAACUAGACAAAGAACAUGUAGUUAUUGAGACCGAAGGAAAGAACAGCAUUUUAAGCAUCAAAAACGCUUUGAGAUCUGACCAUGGCCAAUACCAAAUCACUGGUACCAACCCAAGUGGAACAAAGUCUGCAUCUGUUAGGGUUGAUGUGAUGGAUGUUCCUGGACCAGUGGUUGAUCUUAAGACAGCUCAUGUCAGUAAGAAGAUGAUUUCACUUACCUGGUCAGAUCCUCUCGAUAAUGGUGGAAGUGAUAUCAUUGGCUAUAUUGUCGAGAGAAAAGAUGCCAAAAUGCAUAUUUACAGACAACCCUUGGAAGUUGCUGCUUGCAAAUGCGACAUUGUAGGUCUUCUUGAUGGUGAAGAAUACAUGUUCCGUGUGGUUGCGAAGAACAAGUUUGGCCUUGGAACUCCGGUUGAACUUGGACCUGUAUUAGCAGUGGAUCCCAAAGGAGUUCCUUCUGCCCCUGAGAAGCUGCACUACACAGAAAGGACCAAAAACACCAUCACUUUAACUUGGCUACCACCUCACAGUGAUGGUGGAUCUCCAAUCAGAGGUUACUAUGUUGAAAAGAUGAGAGAAGACAGCACUGAAUAUGAUGUUGCCAACCACCAAAUCUGCAAAGAUCUCACCGUCACAAUAGAAAAUCUGUCUGAAAACACAAACUACGACUUCAGAGUGAAAGCUGUCAAUGAGAUUGGGGAAGGACCACCAUCCAGACCAAUUAAUGUUCAAAUUCAUGAUGAUGAGCAUGCACCACGUGUUAAGUGGUUGAAGGCCUUUAAGAGUGAUGCCAUUGUUGUUAAGAAAGGAGUAGCCAUUGAAAUUCCUGCUGAAAUUCAUGGUCUGCCCUUGCCUACCUUUGAGUGGACAAAGAAUGGAGUAGUUAUUGACGCACCCACAGAGACAAUGACACUGGAAUCAGAGGAGAUUAACAGGCAAACCAUUAAUACCAAAAUUGGCAUCCCUGAAACUGUAAGACAAGACACAGGCAUUUAUAAGCUGACUGCCAAAAACUCGCGGGGAACCGGUCAGCGCACAAUCCGAGUGGAUAUCUUAGAUCGCCCAAUGCCACCAAGGAAUAUUGUGGUGUCCGAUAUCAAAGCUGAGUCUUGCUACCUUACCUGGGAUGCUCCAGAGGACAAUGGUGGAAGUGAGCUUCUUAACUACAUUAUUGAGAAGAGAGAUGCCAGCAAAAAGAAGACUGACUGGGAACAGAUAACAUGCUGUGUUAUUGACAGACGAUAUGGGGUGUUCAAGUUGGAGGCCUACAGUACAUACCAGUUCCAGAUCAAAGCUGAGAACAAGUACGGAGUCAGCGAUGGUUGCGAAUCAGAAAAGGUUGUACUCAAAGAUCCAUUUGGCCUUCCUGGCCCACCUUUGAGGCCAAGAAUUGUCAGUCACACCCGCUCAUCCAUGCUGGUGGCCUGGGAGCCUCCAGCAGACAAUGGUGGCUCAACCAUACAAGGUUAUUGGAUUGAAAAAAGAGAGAGGGGAGCCGUCUACUGGAGUCGGAUUAACAGAGCAUCAACAACAAAACCAGCAAUCAAGGGUCUGGAAUACAAUGUGCUCCACCUUAUUGAUGGUAUCGAGUACCAGUUCCGUGUAAUGGCUCAGAAUGCAGCUGGAAUCGGACCUCCAAGUGAGGCAACCGAGUGUGUGUUUGCAAUUGAUCCAAGAAACCCUCCAAGUUCACCAGCAGCACCUGUAGUAACAGACAAAACCACAAGCAGCGUGUCUCUUUCCUGGACUCCACCAGAAAAAGACGGAGGUUCUCCAGUCAAGGGUUACAUUGUUGAAGUUCAAGAUGAAGGGUCAUAUGAUUGGAGAAGAUUAAAUACACCAGACAAUCUGAUCCUUACCAAUGCAUACACAGUGCCAGACCUUAAACCGAAUAAGAAAAUCAGGUUGAGAAUUGUUGCUGUCAAUGAAGUUGGUGAAUCUGAACCAAGUCCUAGAACUUCCGAUAUCAUUGUACAGGACAUUGUGGAGGAACCGAUCAUAACCCUGGAAGUCACAGCUAAUGAGCUUCUGAAUUGUCAUGCUGGAACAACCAUCAAGAUUCCAGCCACCAUCACAGGUAGACCCAUUCCAAAUGUCACGUGGGAGUUUGAUGGAGCUGCCCCAACAGAGAAAAAGAACGAGCGCCACACCCUGCCCAAGGAUUCAGAGGUUUCAUCCACUGAUACGAGAUCAGUAGUAACAAUCCCUGUGAGUAAAUUAAACCACUCUGGACGAUACAUUAUCACUGCCAACAACCAAGCUGGUACCAAAGUUGCUAAAGUCCAUGUUACUGUGCUUGAUCUACCUGGGCCUCCUAAAGAUCUCAAAGUCAGUGACAUCACUCGUGGAACAUGUAGGUUAACCUGGAAACCUCCAGACUGCGAUGGUGGUGACAGAAUUAAGAGCUACUUUAUUGAGAAAAAGACAGUGGAAGGAAAGGCCUGGACAAAGGUCAAUCCAUCUUGUCCCAAUCAGUCCUUGCUUGUGCCAGACCUCUUUGAGGGACAAGAAUAUUUUUUCCGCGUACGAGCUGAGAAUAAAUUCGGUUUGGGACCUCAUAUUGCAACAAUUCAACGGACUAGAGCCUGUGAUCCUAUCCAUCCUCCUGAUCCUCCCACAAGAGUCAAAAUCGUUGAUGUUUCCAAGGGCAUUGUGACUCUGACAUGGAAGCCACCGAGAAAUGAUGGUGGAUCACCUGUGACUCACUACAAUGUUGAACGUCUUUGGUGGGACAGCAGUGGAAACCAACAGGAGUCCUGGAGACAGUGCAAUCGCCGUGAUAUUGAGGGCACCACUUUCAAAGUGGAGGAACUCAACGAGGGUGCCGAAUAUGAAUUCCGUGUCAAGGCUGUGAAUGAGGCUGGUGCAAGUAGACCAUCUUCAACAGCUGGACCCAUUGUUAUUAAGGAUCAGAGCAGGGCACCAUCAAUUGAACUUCCAGAGUUUAUGGAGGUUGAACAAGGAACAAACAUUCAUAUUGUUGCUAAGCUUAAGGGCUGUCCAUUCCCAACACUCACAUGGCAGAAAGCUCCGCCCCACAAGGGUGAUAGAAAGGUUGAUAUUGUGUAUGAUGAACACAUCAACAAGCUUGUGUCUGAUGAUAGCUGCACCCUGCUGAUCCAGCAAGGCAAACGCUCAGAUACAAGCCUCUACACUCUUACUGCUAGCAACAACCUUGGUACAGUUUCUAAGGAAAUGAGGCUUAAUGUUCUAGGACGUCCUGGGCCUCCAUCUGGACCAAUCAAGUUUGAGGAGAUUCGUGGUGAACAGAUAACGCUUUCAUGGCUGCCUCCUGUAGAUGAUGGUGGCUCCAAAAUUACAAACUACACUAUUGAAAGACGUGUGGCCAACAGGAAAACUUGGAUUCCUGUCACUAGUGAACCCAAAGAGCGACUAUACACGAUCGAGGGUUUGAUGCCAGGCCAUGAGUAUAUUUUCAGAAUUAGGGCUCAGAACAAAUAUGGUGUUGGUGAUCCUCUUGACAGUGAACCUGAAGUAGCCAGAGAUGUUUUAUUGCCACCUGGCCCAUGUGAAAAGCCCACGCUUUCUAGCAUCACCAUGGACUCCAUGACUGUGAACUGGGAAGAGCCAGAUACAGACGGAGGUUCUCCGAUAACAGGCUACUGGCUUGAACGCAAAGAAACGACAUCUAAACGCUGGAACAGAGUAACUCGUGAUCCAAUUAGGCCCAUGCCACUUGGUGUGUCCCACACUGUCACAGGACUCAUUGAGGGAUCUCAGUAUAUAUUCCGUGUAACAGCAAUUAACAUAGCAGGAUGUGGACCUCCAAGUCCGCCAUCUGACCCAACGUUUGCCAGAGAUCCAAUAGCACCUCCUUCUCCCCCAACCCCCAAAGUCACAGACUGGACAAGGUCGACUGUAGACUUGGAAUGGAUUCCACCUCUGAAAGAUGGAGGCUCUAAGAUAAUGGGCUACUUUGUUGAAUACAAAGAAGAGGGUACGGAAGCCUGGGUUAAGGCUAAAGACAAGGAAGUUAGAGGAACCAAAUUUGUGGUAACUGGAUUGAAACCAAAUGCCUUUUAUAAAUUCAGAGUUGUGGCAUUCAAUGCUGCUGGUCUGAGUGAACCAGGUGAAAUUGCAGAUGCUCUUGAAAUGAAGGACCACAUAAUUACCCCUGCGCUUGAGCUAGACAUCUCUGUAAAGGACAGAAUGAUUGUUCAUGCCGGAGGUGUUAUUCGUCUCCUGGCUUACGUGUCAGGCCUACCUCCACCUGUGAUAACAUGGAACAGAGAUCAAGGUCCUGUCCCAGCAGAAGCUGUGAUUGAAACCACCUACAUCAGCUGCUCAAUGGUAAUCAAGGACUGCAAUAGGAGGCAUCAAGGUGUUUAUACAAUAACUGCCAAAAACGAUGGAGGAGAGGUGAAGAAAUCUGUUAUUGUUGAUGUACUCGAUGUCCCCGGUCCAGUGGGAGCACCUUUUACUGCAGAGAAUCUAACAAGUGAUUCACUCAAGCUAAACUGGUUCUUCCCAGAGGAUGAUGGUGGAACUGCCAUUUCUAACUACAUUGUUGAGAAGCGUGAAGCUGAGCGCAAGGCUUGGACAGCUUGCUCCUACACAGCUGGCAGACAGAAUGCUAUCGUAAACAAUCUGGUGCUGAAAAAGGCAUACUUCUUCAGAGUUGCAGCUGAAAAUGCAGUUGGAGUCGGUCCGUUCCGCCAAACAACAUGUGAAGUUGUGGUCAGAGAUCGUAUCAAUGUUCCAGAGCGUCCAGAAGACCUUGAAGUUACUACCGUUACUAAAGACUAUAUUAGUUUGACUUGGAAACCACCUAGGUAUGAUGGAGGAUCUGAGGUCAUAUCCUAUGUUAUUGAAGCUCGCAUGAUCGGAAAAGACAAGUUUGUCAGACUGACCAAAGACAAAUUAAUGGAUCGGCGAUUCACUUAUGAUGGUCUCCGUGAAGGUGACAGCUAUGAAUUCCGUGUCAGUGCAGUGAAUGAAGUUGGUCAGGGCAAGCCGUCCUUCUCCACAAAGGCAAUAACAUGUAGAGAUGAACUUGAGCCCCCUACAAUUGAACUGGACUUCCGUGACAAGGUUAUUGUGCGUGUUGGUGAAAGUAUUGCACUCCUUGGCCGCUACACUGGAAAACCAGCUCCAUCUGUCACUUGGUCUAGAGAUGACAAGGAAUUGAAAGCAGACAGCCACAUCCAGUUCAAAAAUACCCUUACCACAAUGUGCUUGGGUAUUAUCAAAGCUAAACGUGAACACAGUGGCAAAUACUGUGUGACAGUUGAAAACUGCACUGGUUCUCGUAAGGGCAUUUGUAAUGUUACAGUAGUUGAUCGACCAUUGCCUCCUGAGGGCCCAGUGGUCUUUGAGGAUGUUCACAGAGAUCACAUGGUCAUUUCCUGGAAGCCACCUCUUGAUGAUGGUGGAUCUGAAAUUUCUAACUACAUCAUUGAGAAGCGAGAUGUCAACAGAGACAUGUGGACAACUGUAACAUCUGCAACAACAAAGACCUUUUGCAAAGUGCCUAAGCUUGUAGAGGGACGUGAAUACAUCAUGCGAAUUAGUGCUGAGAACAUGUAUGGCAUAAGUGACCCACUGGAGUCAGAGGAGAUGAAAGCUAAAGAUAUGUUUAGGGUACCUGAAGCACCUGAGCAACCCACAGUCAAAGAUGUUUACCAUGACUCAGCACUGGUGCUUUGGAACCGUCCUCGUGAUGGUGGAAAGCCCAUCACUAAUUAUAUCUUGGAAAGAAAGGAGCCCUCAUCUAAGAGAUGGUCCCGUGCAACCAGAGAUCCAAUUUACCCUGCUACCCAGUAUAGGGUACAAGAUCUCGUUGAAGGUUGUGAAUAUGAAUUCCGUGUAAUGGCAGAAAAUGAAUUGGGCAUUGGAGAUCCAAGCCCUCCAUCAAAGCCUAUUCUUGCUAAGGAUCCCGUUGUUCGGCCAAGCCCACCUGUUUUGCCUGAGGCUGUCGACAAAACCAAAGAUUCUGUGAGUCUUUCAUGGCGUGUCCCACGGCAUGAUGGCAAAGGCAAAAUCCUUGGUUACUUAAUUGAGUAUCAGAAGCCUGGUGCAAUCGAUUGGAUCCAAGCAAAUGAAACUCCUGAAUCAUGCCCCGACACUAACUUUGUUGUGACAAAACUACCAGAGGGUGAAGAGUUCAGGUUCAGAAUUAUGGCUGUGAAUGCAGCUGGAAAAUCUGAUCCUGCUUUUGUUAAGGAACCAGUGAAAGUUCAUGACAGACUUGAGGAGCCAGAGUUGCUGCUAGAUGCGAACAUGGCACGUGACCACCUUGCCAUGGUUGGAACAGACAUUACACUGAGUGCUAAAAUUAAGGGCAUGCCAAUUCCCACUGUUUCAUGGAAGAAGAAUGAUGGUGAAGUUCCUGCUCAUUGUCUCCUAGAGGUCACUGCGAGUGGAAGCAAACUUCACAUUAAGAAAUGUACCCGUGCUGACUCUGGCAAUUACACUAUCACAAUUCAAAAUGCAGCUGGAUCAAAAUCUGCUACGUGCACUGUCCUCACACUUGAUAAACCUAAACCUCCAAGGAAUCUUGCUGUCUCUGAAAUUACAAGUGAGUCAUGUUAUCUGACAUGGAAGAAGCCAGAAGAUGAUGGUGGUGCUGUGAUAUCCCAUUAUGUUGUGCAAAAGAAAGAUGUAGCCAGUGAGAACUGGGUUCCAGUUUGUGCUGCAUCUAAAAAGCUUAGCCUCAUGGCUCUGUAUCUAAUGGAAGGAAUACAGUAUCUCUUCAGAGUGGCAGCUGAGAAUCAGUUUGGCAGGAGUGCAUUUGUUGAAACCACGAAACCCAUCAAAGCAGUUGAUCCUCUCUAUCCCCCCGGUCCACCCAAGAAUCUGCAUCAUGUGGACGCAGAGAAAACUGAAGUAUGGCUCGAGUGGGAGUGGCCUGAUCGCACAGGUGGAAGCGAGAUCACUGGGUUCAUUGUUGAACAUCAAGAGGAAGGUGCCACCGACUGGGUCAACUUCAAGACUGUCAGCAAUCCUCUUUGCCAUGUCACUGGACUUAAAGAGGGAAAAACUUACAGAUUCCGUGUAAAAGCACAAAAUGCUAUAGGCAUUAGCCGACCAGACACCAGUAUACCAAUUACUUGCCAGGAGAAAACAUUGGCUCCAUCUAUUGAAGUUGAUGUGAAACUUAUUGAAGGUCUUGUUGUGAAGGCUGGUAGCACAAUCAUUCUCCCAGCAGUCAUGAUUGGAAUCCCAACUCCAACACCCAAGUGGCAAAGUGAUGGAAAUGAGCUUAAAACUGAGGGCAAAUUUAAAAUCGAUACAAAAGGAAAUUCAACUAUUUUGAAUAUUAGUGAGUGUGUCAGGACUGACAGUGGAGAGUAUGUUCUUACUGUGUCAAACCCUGCAGGCAGUAAGUCGGUUGCUCUGCAUGUCACAGUUCUUGAUGUUCCGUCUGCACCAGUUGGUCCAGUAAAUAUCCUUGAGGUUACUCCUGAUCAUAUGGUAAUCCAGUGGCGUGCACCCAAAGAUGAUGGUGGAACGCCUUUGAUGAACUAUAUUGUAGAGAAGAAGGAUGUGAAGAAGCCUUGGGAACCAUGGUCAGUUGUGAGUUCUGGAAGCACCAGCACAACUGCCAAAGUGCCACGUUUGGAAAAGGGACGUGAAUAUAUUGUACGCAUACGUGCUGAGAACAAGGUUGGCAUCGGUGCUGCCCUUGAAAGUCCUCCAACUGUUGCUAAGCAUAUGUUUGAUCCACCAGGACCUCCUGGCCGACCAACAUGUUCUGAUAUAACUGAAAAUGCAGUAACAGCUUCAUGGACUGAACCAGAAACCGAUGGUGGAAGCCCUGUAAGCGGCUAUAUUGUUGAGCGCAGGGAGAUGACUGGCAAAUGGAUUCGUGUCAAUAAAACUCCAGUCUUGGAUGUAAGAUACAGGGUCUGUGGUCUGUUUGAGGGUAAUACCUAUGAAUUUAGAAUCUUUGCCGAAAACAUCGCUGGCAUAAGUGAACCAUCGUAUCCAUCAGACCCAGUAAAGGCUAAGCGGCCAAUUACUCCUCCAGGACCUCCAAGUAACAUUAGGCUGAAGGACUGGAGCAAGUCAUAUGCAGAUUUGGUAUGGAGCAAACCUUCCAGAGAUGGAGGCAGCCCCAUCCUAGGCUAUGUUGUGGAAAUCCAGAAAUCAGGUUCAGCACAGUGGGAUAGAAUAAAUAAGGAUCUUAUUAAGAUUUGUGCAUUUAGAGUGCCUGGACUUACUGAAGGCACAGAGUACAGAUUCCGCAUUAGAGCGUCAAACAAGGUUGGAGAUGGUGAGCCAAGAGAACUCACAGAAACUGUGCUUGCCAAGGACAUCCUUGUUCCCCCUGAAGUAACCGUUGAUGUCGCUUGCCGUGACCUUCUUACAGUUAGAGCAGGGCAGAUCAUUAACCUUGUGACCCGUGUCAAGGGCAGACCUGAUCCUGAAAUCACUUGGACUAAAGAUGCAAGAGUCUUGGGCAGAGAUAAGCGUACUGAGAUGAACAAUAACUUCCCUCUUGCAGAGCUGGUUAUUCAGGAUGCUGUUAGAGCUGAUUAUGGAAAAUAUGCAAUUCAAGCAAAGAAUAGCAGUGGUCAAGCACAAGCUACAAUUAUCGUCAAUGUGCUUGAUAUUCCUGGAGCUUGUCAGAACUUGAAGGUUGCUUAUGCAACUAAAGACUCAUGUAUGGUGUCUUGGGAAAAUCCAGAUGAUAAUGGGGGCACUGAAAUUACCAAUUAUAUAAUUGAGUGCCGACAACCUAGUCAAAGAACAUGGACAGUUGUUUCAUCUGACUGCACCAAACGACUUAUUAAAGCACCACUUGUUGAGAAUUGUGAAUAUUUCUUCCGUGUGAGUGCAGAGAAUAAAAUCGGUGCUGGUCCUCCGACUGAAACAAAAACACCAGUCCUUGCAGUUGAUCCAGUAGAGAAGCCUGGUGAGCCAGAAAACUUCCAUAUUACUGAAAUCGGGAAGACGUUUGUUUUCCUCAAAUGGAAGAGGCCAGAAAAUGAUGGUGGCAGUCGUAAUCUUGCUUACCAUAUUGAAAAGAAACCCAAAGAAGCAGAUGAAUGGGAAAGACUGCACAAAGGUGCCAUAAAAGAAACAUAUUUUAUGGCUGACAGGUGUAUUGAGAAUAAAAUUUAUCAGUUUAGAGUUCAAACAAAGAAUGAGGGAGGAGAGAGCAACUGGGUGACAACAGCUGAAGUUCUUGUAAAGGAGGAACUUGUACAGCCAGAGCUCAAAGUCAAACUGUUGGGAACUCUUAUUGUUAAAGCUGGAGAGGCCAUUCCAAUUGAGGCAGAAGUUAAAGGUAAACCCCAGCCUGAUAUAAAAUGGUCUAAAGAGAAUUACACCGGAGAUAUCCACAAAAGCCCAAGAGUGCAAAUUGAAACUGCCACCAACUUUACAAAAUUACUCCUCACAAAUUCAAAACGUGGUGAUACUGGAAAGUACAUAAUCACAGCAACAAAUGCUGCUGGAACCUGCUCUGCUGAGGCCAAGGUAAAUGUCCUUGAUAGACCAGGUCCAAUUCGAGACCUGAAGGUCUCAGACAUCUCUGUGGACAGAUGCAAGCUUACAUGGGAGAUCCCAGAAGAUGAUGGUGGAUGUGAGAUCUAUAACUACAUUAUAGAGAAAUGUGAGACAAAGAGAGGGGUGUGGUCUAUUCAUUCAUCAGCUGUUGUAACUAACUCGGCUAAAGUUACUCGCCUUAUUGAAGGAAAUGAAUAUAGAUUCAGAGUGAGAGCUGAGAACAAAAUGGGGGCUGGCCCUGCUGUAGAAACUGAGUCCUUUGUUGCAAGGACCCAGUGUAGCAGACCAGAUGCACCAGAUGCUCCAGAAGUGACCAAAAUUACAAAAGAUGACAUGGUUGUUGUGUGGUGCGCACCUGAUAAUGAUGGUGGAAAGCCCAUUACUGGCUAUAUUCUUGAGAAAAAAGAAGAGCAUGCCAUUCGGUGGGCACCAGUUACCAAGUCCCCAACUGCAGGAACACAAAUGACUGUUUCAGGGUUAUUGCCCAAUCAUAAUUACCAGUUCCGUGUUAAGGCUGAAAAUGAAAUUGGAGUUGGCGAUGCAAGCAAACCAUCUAGAUCACUGACAGCAAGAGAUCCAAUUGAGCCUCCUGGCCCAGUGGGUAAUUUAAAGGUGGCUGACAGCACAAAAACAUCAAUCACUCUUUCAUGGACAAAGCCAACAUAUGAUGGAGGUGCUCCUCUUAUUGGAUAUGUAGUUGAAUUGAGAGUCAAGGGCACAGGCAAGAAGGGUGAUGAAAGCUGGAAGAGGUGUAAUGUGGCUGCCCAGCUGAUUGGAACAGAAUUCACAGUGACAAGCCUAGAUGAGAAGCUUGAAUAUGAAUUCCGUGUUUCUGCUCAAAACCAAGUUGGCCUAAGUCAACCAACUUAUCUUAAGGAAGCUGUGUCACCAAGAGAAAUUUUCGAGGCUCCUGAAAUUGAUUUGGAUGCAGAACUAAAGAAAGGUUUGACUGUUAGGGCUGGAUGCCCAAUAAGAUUAGUUGCAACCGUAAGAGGCAGACCUCCUCCCAAGGUCGCAUGGAAGAGAAUGGGAAUUGAUAAUGUGGUCCAGAGGGGCCACGUUGAUGUCAUUGACACAAUGACAUUCCUUGUUAUCUCUGACACUAACCGUGAUGAUUCAGGCAAAUAUUCAUUGACUGUAUCCAGUCCUGCUGGAGAGAAGGCAGUGUUUGUGAAUGUUAAAGUUCUUGAUACACCAGGACCUGUUGUUGGUCUUGAGGGUUUUGACAUCACAACGACAUCUUGCGACCUCUCUUGGUCCCCACCUGUCAGUGAUGGGGGCAGCAACAUCACCCAUUAUAUUGUUGAGAAGCGAGAAAUUGAUCGCAAGACUUGGGGAACAGUGAAAAACAAUGUUGAAAAUACCACAUUUAAAGUUAGUAAUCUUGUCCCAGGAACAGAGUAUUACUUUAGAGUAAUAGCUGUUAAUGAAUAUGGUUCUGGAGUUCCAAAAGUUACACCAAAAUCCUAUUUGGCUUCCGAUCCUCUCAGCAAACCCGACCCACCACAAAAGGUUGAUGUUUUGGAAAUUACUAAGAACAGUGCAACUGUGGGUUGGGUUAAACCACUGCGGGAUGGUGGAGCUAAAAUUGAUGGGUACAUUAUUGACUAUCUUGAGCUACCAAUGCCUAAACCGCCCAAGGAACCAGUAAAGGUUGAGGGCGAGGCUGAGCCUACUAAAGAGCCUGUGGCUCCACCCCCACCUGAACCAAAGGUAGAGGAAGUGAAGGAGGAAAAGGCAGUAUGGACACCAUACACUGUUGUCAAAGGUUUGAGCAUCUCUGUUGCUGGACUUAAGGAGGGAAGAAGAUAUCGCUUCAGAGUGGCAGCAAGAAAUUCCAUGGGAUCCAGUCUUCCCACAGAGACUAGAGAAGCUUAUGAGAUCAAGGAACAGCUAAUGGAGCCCAAGAUCAUUAUGCCUGAGCUUGUCACUGCAAAGGCAGGGGCAAAGCUGAGAGUUGAGGCCCUUGUGUCUGGAAAGCCAAUGCCUACGUGCCAAUGGAAACGUGGAGAAGAUAAUGUAGUCCCAUCUAGCCGUCUUGCUGUGCAUAAAUCUCAGAAUAUGUGUGUUCUUAUCAUCAAAGAUGUUUCAAGACAUGACAGUGGUCAAUACAGCCUUGUUGCCGAAAACAGCUCUGGCAAAGUUGACCAGAUCUUGAAAAUCAUCAUCAGUGAUAUUCCUGGACCACCUGAACCACCAUUUGAGAUCAGUGACAUUGAUUCUGAUGCCUGCACACUGUCUUGGAACAAACCUCUUGAAGAUGGUGGUAGCAUCAUUACUAAUUAUGUGGUUGAAAAGUGUGAUGUAAGCAGAGGAGACUGGGUUAGUGCUCUUUCCAGCUGUGGCAAAACUGGAUGCAGAAUUGGAAAGCUUAUUCCUGGAAAAGAAUAUAUCUUCCGUGCCCGUGCUGAGAACAGAUUUGGUAUUUCAGACCCCCUUACAUCUGAAAGGAUGGUUGCCAAAUUUCCCUUUGAUGUUCCUGGUGAACCUUUGAACUGCCGCAUCACCAAAGUGAACAAAGACUGCAUGUUUGUGGCUUGGGAUAAGCCGGAGUCAGAUGGUGGAAGUCCAGUUACUGGAUACUACAUUGAACGCAAAGAGAGGAACAGUCUUCUUUGGGUUAAGGCUAAUGAUUCUGUUGUUCGCACAACUGAAUAUCCUUGUGCUGGCAUAAUUGAAGGUUUGGAAUACACUUUCAGAGUGUCUGCGAUAAACCGAGCUGGACAGGGCAAACCUAGCAAGAAAUCUGAGUUUGUCACAGCAAGAACACCUGUUGACGCUCCUGGAAAACCAGAGGUGCUUGAUGUAACUAAGAGCACAGUUUCACUGGUUUGGACCAAGCCAAAGAACGAUGGUGGAAGCAAGAUAAUUGGAUACUAUGUUGAGACCUUAAAGGUGCCAGAGGACACUUGGAUGCGUUGCAACACAAGCGUUCAAAAUGUGCCUCGUGAAGAGUACACUGCAACUGGGCUAGAAGAGGGUGCAAAGUACCGGUUUAGGGUAAUUGCCAAAACUGCAGUUAACAUUAGCAAGCCAUCUGAAGUCACUGAUCCUAUACUGGUGUCUGCAGAGAAUAUACCUCCAAGAAUAGAACUUUCCAUACAGAUGAAGAAAAUGUUGCCAGUAAAGGCUGGGUCAGAUGUUUGUCUUGAGGCUGAAGUUUUUGGCAAACCAAUGCCCAAGGUUACAUGGACCAAGAAUGGAGAGGCAUUGAAAGCUGAUAAAGCCUUGAAGAUGUCUCAAAAGAGACACCUCUUUUAUCUGAGCUUUGAUGCAGUAACCAAACUUGAUACAGGAAACUAUGAAAUCCGUGCAGAAAAUGCAAGUGGUUCUACAACCGCAGAAAUACAACUUAAAGUUCUAGAUAUACCUGGCCCACCAGUCUCUAUCAAAUUUGAUGAGGUCCUUUCAGAUCAAAUCAAGCUGAGCUGGAAGGCUCCACUUUCAGAUGGUGGUUCUCCGAUUACAAAUUAUGUUGUGGAUAAACGUGAGACAAGCAGAGCUAACUGGGCCCAGGUCUCUGCUAAAAUCAGUGGUGAUAAAACAGAAUGUCUUGUUGAGCGACUAAUUGAGGGGCAUGAAUACCAGUUCCGUGUUCGUGCUGAGAACCGUUAUGGUGCUGGUGAUGGCAUCAUAUCAGAGCCUGUUGUUGCAAAGAAUCCAUUCACUACUCCUGGAGCAUGUGACCCACCAGUCAUUACAAACGUCACUAAGGAACAUAUGACUGUAAGCUGGAAAGAACCAUCUGAUGAUGGAAAGUCCCCUAUCCUUGGGUAUAUUGUUGAGAAACGUGAGACCCUCGAAAUAAGUUGGACCAGACACAACAGAAAACCCUUGAUGGAAAGAUCAGUUAAAGUUGGAGGGCUCUUUGAGGGAGUGCAGUAUGAGUUUAGAGUUAUUGCUGUCAAUAAGGCUGGCCUUGGCAAACCCAGUGAACCAUCUGAUGCUGUCGCUGCUCUAGAUCCUUUGUAUCCCCCAGGUCCACCUGUUUCCCCCAAGGUCACGGAUACCACCAACAGCACCAUUAGCCUUACUUGGUCUAAGCCUGCUAGUGAUGGUGGAAGUGAAAUUUUGGGAUACCUUGUUGAAUGCAAGAGAACUGAUGCUACAGAUUGGAUACGAUGCAAUGUACCUAAAAACCUUCAAGAUACACAUUAUGUUGUCACUGGACUCUUGGAGAAAUCUGAAUACCAACUUCGUGUUACUGCUGUAAACAAAAUUGGAUUCAGCCAGCCUUCUGAAGUUCCAGAAAAACAUGUUGCCAAAGAUGUUUUCGUUGCGCCGGAGGCUGAGCUUGAUGCAGAACUAAAGGACACUUUGGUCCUAAUGGCUGGCAGCAAAAUGAAACUUCAUGCCAAAAUUAAGGGUCGUCCAACCCCCAGGGUCACUUGGGCCAAGAUGAACACCAACAUUAAGGACAGACAAGGGAUUAUAAUCAAGACCACAGACAAUGAUACAUUAGUUUGUGUUGAUAGAGCAAACCGAUAUGAUGCAGGCAAAUACAUACUGAACCUUGACAGUGCAGCGGGAAUGAAAAUGUACACAGUCAUUGUCAAGGUCCUUGAUACCCCUGGACCUCCAAUGAAUCUAAUGGUAAAAGAGACAUCGAAGGACAGUGCCUCCAUCAUGUGGGAUGCACCUCUUAUUGAUGGUGGAAGUGAAAUUAAAGGUUACAUUGUUGAAAAACGAGAUGCUGAAAGGAAAGCAUGGUCUAUAGUUUCAUCCACUUGUACCAAAACAUCGUUUAAGAUUGAGGAAUUGGAAGCCGGUAGAUCUUACUGUUUCAGGGUUUUGGCUGAAAAUGAAUGUGGUAUUGGUGAGCCAUGUGAAACUGCAGAUGCUGUCAGAGCAACUGAACAACCUGGUCCAGUUAUGGACUUUAAGACCUUGCUGGUUACCAAGGAUUCUUGUACCCUUUCCUGGAAAAGGCCUAUCAGUGAUGGAGGUAGCCGAAUCAUUGCAUACGUGCUUGAGGUCCUUAAUGGUGGAGAUAAAUGGAAGGAGCUUCUUAGAUCAAAGAACAUGCAAUAUAGUGCAAAAGAUCUUGUUGAAGGAAGGGAAUACAAAUACAGAGUAAAAGCAACAAAUGAUUCUGGUGAUGGCCCUGUGAAGGAACUCUCUGUGAUUGCACAAGAUUUAAAUGUUCUCCCAAGCUGUGACUUAAGAGACCUGCCGAAUUUGAACUACAUUGCAAAAGAGGGAAGCAAUGUUCGUCUCAAGAUACCUAUCAGUGGAAAACCUGUCCCUGUAGUCACAUGGAAGAAGGGAGAGGAGGAAACUCUCACAGAUACAGGAAGAGUGUAUGUUGAAUCUACAUCUGUGAAUACAACUCUCCUGAUUCGUGACUGCCAAAGGACUGAUGCCUCAAAGUACACCAUCACUCUUCGCAACGCUGCUGGAACAAAAGAGUCCACAAUUUUUGUCAGAGUUGUUGGUAAACCAGGAAUUCCAACUGGACCAAUCAAGUUUAAGGAAGUGACUGCAGAUGGUGCAACCUUAAAAUGGGGUGCUCCUAAAGAUGACGGCGGAUCAGAAGUUACCAACUACAUUCUUGAGAAACGUGAUUCCAUUACAAAUAUGUGGGUCACAGUGUCCUCAGCAGUGAACACAAACACUUUCAGGGUGACAGGUCUCCAUGAGGGUACUGAAUAUAUCUUUAGAGUCAGUGCUGAAAACAGAUAUGGAGUUGGCGAGGGCCUCAGAUCAGAUCCUAUGAUUGCCAAGCAUCCUUUCAAUGUACCAGAUGCACCUCCUCCACCACAAGUGAUGAGUAUGCGUCAUGAUUCAGCAGUCCUUGCAUGGUCUGAUCCAAGGAAAACUGGAGGCUCACCAAUCACAGGGUACCAUGUUGAAUUCAAGGAAAGAAACAGCAUGUUGUGGAAAAGAGCAAAUCCAGCUCCCUUGAAGAUGAGGGAUUUCAAAGUGAAAGGUUUAACUGAAGGUCUAGAAUAUGAAUUUAGAGUUAUGGCUAUAAAUUUGGCUGGUGUUGGAAGGCCAAGUCCUGCAACUGAGGCAAUGGUUGCCUUGGAUCCAAUUGAUGCACCUGGCAAACCUGAUGUAAUCAGCAUCACUAGAAGCACUGUAACACUUCAAUGGACUGAACCUCAAUAUGAUGGUGGACACAGGCUCACAGGAUACAUUGUUGAAAGACGUGAUCUCCCGGCUAAGGUCUGGGUGAAAGCUAACACAUUGAAUGUUGUCGACUGUGCGUAUACCGUAACAGACUUGCAAGAGGGUUGCAAGUAUGAAUUUAGAAUUAGAGCAAAGAAUGCAGCUGGAGCACUAAGUCCACCCUCGGAACAAACGGAUACCAUUAUUUGCACGGACGAAUAUGCGGCACCAACCAUUAUAAUUGAUCCAACAGUUAAGGAGGGACUUACUGUCAAAGCUGGUGAUACCAUUGUCAUUACAGCAACAAGCAUUCUGGGCAAACCUCAGCCAACCUCUGUGUGGUCAAAGGGUGGAAAAUAUUUCAAGCCAUCAGAUGUGUGCCAAAUAGAAACCGCCCCAUCCUCUUCUACACUUUAUAUUAAGUAUGCAAGUAGGAAAGAAUCUGGAGAGUACACUAUUACAGCAAGUAACCCGUUUGGCGUCAAAGAGGAAAAUGUGAAAGUGACCAUUUUAGAUGUUCCUGGACCACCGGGUCCAAUUGAAGCAAGUGGAAUUUCCUCUGAAAAGGUCACUUUGACAUGGACACCACCUCAUGAGAAUGGUGGGUCUCCAAUUAAGUAUUACACAUUGGAGAAAAGAGAAACAAGCCGCCUUCUUUGGACCAUUCUUGCUGAAAAAGUUAUUGACUGCCACUUUGUGGCCAAUAAGCUUAUUCAGGGAAAUGAGUACAUCUUCCGUGUUUCUGCUGUCAACAAUUCUGGAGCUGGUGAUCCUUCCCAUUCUGAGCCAGUCAAAAUGGUAGAUCACUAUGGUCCCCCAGGCCCUCCAGCUAAACCAGAUAUUGAAAAUGUGGGAGGGAAUUCUGUUACUAUUGCAUGGAAAAGACCAGUUGAGGAUGGUGGAAGUGAUAUAACGGGCUACAUGGUUGAGAAGAAAGAAAAGAAGGGCAUGAGAUGGACACGGGCAUCCAAGAUAGCAAUUGCUGACCUCCACUUUGAAGUGAAAGGGCUAAAAGAGGGAAUUGAAUAUGAAUUUAGAGUAGCUGCUGAGAAUAAGGCAGGUUUUGGAGAACCAAGUGAACCUUCACUGCCUGUGAGGACCAAGCUUGUUGCAGAUGUACCUGGACCACCAGUCAACCCUAGAGUCACUGACACAACAAAAACAACAGCCGAAUUGCACUGGGGCAAACCACUUAGUGAUGGUGGGAUGGAAGUCACAGGAUACCUCAUUGAACACAAAAAAGAGGGAGAAGAAGAAUGGGUGAAAGACACAUCUACACCUUUGAGAAUAACAGAAUUUGUUGUACCUGAAUUGCAGGCUGGAGCCAAGUAUCACUUCAGAAUUAGUGCAAUAAAUGGAAUGGGUGUUAGUAAACCAGCACAAACUGAGGAUCUUGUUGCAAUUAUUGAAAGAGAAGAAAUACCGGAUCUAGAACUUGAUGUAGAACUUAGGAGAACAUUAGUUGUUAGGGCAGGGGCCUCUAUUCGUAUAUUUGUUCCUAUUAAAGGUCGUCCAACUCCUACAGUGACUUGGACCAAAGAGAAUUCCCCAUUAAGGACUCGUGCACACGUUGACAAUACUGAAUCAUAUACCUUAUUGGUCAUCCCUGACUGUAACAGGAAUGAUGCAGGAAAAUAUGACUUGACAUUAAAGAAUGCUGCUGGAUUAAAGACUGCCUCUGUGAAUGUAAGAGUGUUGGACUCUCCUGGACCUCCUCUAAAUCUGAAACCCACAGCCAUUGACAAAGAGAGCGUCACAUUGCAAUGGGAGAUGCCUCUUAUUGAUGGAGGUGCAAAGAUUACCAAUUACAUAAUUGAGAAAAGAGAGUCUACCCGGAAGGCAUAUGCUACAGCAAUCACACAAUGUGGGACACGAUCUGUUAGAGUUCCUGAUUUAGGAGAGGGUUUAGAAUAUUAUUUUAGAGUAUCUGCUGAAAAUGAAUAUGGCAUUGGUGAAGCAGUUGAAACCCCAGACCCCAUCAGAGUAUCUCAGGCACCCACUCCACCACAAAAUAUUACUUUUACUGAUGUCACAAAGAACACAGUCAGUCUUGCAUGGACAAAACCAAAACAUGAUGGUGGAAGUAGAGUUACUGGAUAUGUAGUUGAGGCGCAAAAGAAGGGAACAGACCAGUGGGCCCAUGUGACAACUGUUAAGGCUCUGGGCUGCAUUGUAAAAAAUCUUAAUGAAAAUGAAGAAUAUAUAUUCCGUGUGAUGGCCGUGAACAAUUCUGGAAGAAGCCAACCUUGUGUAAGCCGACUUGUUGUUAUCAGAGAACAAAAUUCUCUGCCAGAAUUUGACCUUAGUGGUGUGUGUAAGAGGGUAGUUAUCGCCAAGGCUGGUGAUAACAUAAAGGUUGAGGUGCCUGUUUCUGGACGUCCUAAACCAACAGUUUCAUGGCAGAAAGACAAUCAACCCCUGAAACUUUCACAACGAUUAUUGACUGAAAAUACCUCCACUUCAACGAUCUUAAUCAUUAAUGAAUGUUUAAGGAGUGACAUUGGUAUAUAUUCAAUGACAGGGAAGAAUAUAGUUGGCUCAGUCACAGAUAGCAUUACGGUAAAAGUGCAUGAUGUGCCUGGACCACCAAAGGGGCCAGUUAAACUAGACAAAAUAUCACGUACGUUCAUUGAGUUCUCCUGGGAUGCUCCUGAAAAUGAUGGAGGAGUGCCAAUUAAUAACUAUAUAGUUGAAAUGAGGGAAACUACGAGUCAAACAUGGGUAGAAUUGUCCUCAUUGAUCAUUCGCACAACAUUCAAAGCAACACGGUUAACUACAGGUGUUGAGUACCAAUUCCGUGUCAAGGCCAAAAAUAGAUAUGGCACAGGGCCUCCAAUAACCUCAGAGGCAGUGGUUGCUGCAUAUCCAUUUAAGGUACCUGGACCACCAGGAACACCCAAAGUUGUUGCUUUCACAAAGGAUACAAUUACAAUUGGCUGGAAUGAGCCUGUUUCUGAUGGUGGAAGUGAAGUCACUGGUUACCAUGUUGAAAGGAAAGAGAGGAACAGCAUUGUCUGGCAAAGGAUUAGCAAAACACUUGUGGCCGGAAAUCUUUUUAAAACCACAGGGCUAGAGGAUGGUAUUGCAUAUGAAUUCCGUGUGUUUGCUGAAAACAUUGCUGGAAUUGGAAAACCAAGCAAAGCUUCUGAACCAAUCCUUGCUCUGGAUCCAGUAGAUCCACCUGGCCAACCUGUCCCCAUCCAUGUGUCCAAAAAUGCUAUAACUAUUAAGUGGACGAAGCCAGAGUAUGAUGGUGGAUUUAAGAUUACUGGGUAUUCUGUGGAAAAGAGGGACCUUCCAUCUGGACGUUGGACAAGAGCUAACUUUACAAAUAUUAUUGAAACUACUUUCACUGUAAGUGGCUUGACACAAGAUGCAUCUUAUGAAUUCCGAGUACUUGCAAGAAAUUCUGUUGGUGCCGUCAGUAACCCAUCAGAUCCAUCAGAUCCAAUUACUUGCAAAGAUGACAUUAUAGAACCAAGAAUUAUGGUUGAUGCCAAAUUUAAAGAUGUUGUGCUUGUAAAAGCUGGAGAGAUGUUCAAACUUGAAGCUGAUGUUGCAGGCCAACCAUUACCAUCCAUGGUUUGGACCAAAGAAGGAAAAGAUGUUGAAAACACACCCAAACUACAAAUUAAAAUGACAGAUCUUACAGCAACCUUAAUCAAUAAGGAUUCUGUUAGAAGGGAUGGUGGUGAAUUUGUUCUGACAGCAACAAAUGUUGGAGGUUUUGCAAAGCAUGUCUUCAAUGUGAAGGUUCUUGAUAGACCAGGACCACCAAGGGGACCUCUGGAAAUUUCAGGUAUAACUGCAGAAAAAUGCAUGCUCACAUGGAAUCCACCUGAUGAUGAUGGUGGGGCAAACAUUGAACAUUAUAUUAUUGAAAAACGUGAAUCAAGCAGACUUGCUUGGACAAAUGUGGCAUCAGACUUGCAGGUUAACCAGUGUCAAGUAACAAAAUUGCUCAAAGGAAAUGAAUACAUUUUCAGAGUUAUGGCAGUUAACAAGUAUGGUGUUGGAGAACCUCUAGAAUCUGAGCCAACCAUUGCUGAAAAUCCAUAUGUUCCACCAAGUCCCCCACAAACACCUGAAAUAACAGCCGUCACCAAGGAUUCAAUGGUUCUCUGUUGGGGAGCACCAACAAGCAAUGGUGGAAGCAAAAUUACUAGUUAUCGCAUUGAAAAGAGAGACAGGAUUAGUUUGCGUUGGGUUAAAUGUAACAAAAAGAAUGUUACUGACUUGCAUUUCAAGGUAACUGGCCUUGUCCCAAGCCAUGAAUAUGAAUUCAGAGUUUUUGCAGAGAAUGCAGCAGGAAUAAGUGAACCAAGUCCUUCAUCACCAUUUGUGAAGGCUACAGAUGCUCUUUUUAAACCAGGACCACCUGGCAACCCAAGAAUUCUAGACACAACAAGUUCUUCCAUCACACUUGCAUGGAACAAACCAGCAUAUGAUGGUGGUUCUGAAAUCACAGGGUAUAUAGUCGAAACAUGUCAUCCUGGAACUGAGGAGGAAGAAUGGACAAUUGUCUCCCCUAAAGAGGGAGUAAAAGGAACUUCAUUUACAAUUACAAAUCUUAAAGAAAAUCAGGAAUACAAAAUUAAUGUGUCAGCAGUAAAUAGUGAGGGUAUUGGAGAACCAGGAUCUGUUCCUGGGUUACACAAAGCAGAAGAAAGACUAGUACCACCAGAGGUUGACCUUGAUGCUGAUCUUCGCAAGAUUGUGAACAUCAGAGCUUGCAAUACACUGAGGCUUUUUGUGCCAAUUAGAGGUAGACCAACACCAGAGGCCAAAUGGACAAGAGAGAAUGAUGAACCUUUAGAUAGAGCUACCAUUGAAACUACAUCAUCUUUUACAUCACUUGUUAUUGGAAAUGUUAAUCGAUUCGACAGUGGCAAAUACAAUUUGACUGUAGAAAACAGCUCUGGAACAAAGACUGUUUCUGUGAUUGUUAGAGUAUUAGAUACACCUGGAGCACCACAAACCCUAAAAAUCAGUAGGGUCACUAAAGAAUCUGUGUCACUUGUGUGGGACCCUCCACUAAAUGAUGGUGGCUCAAAAAUUAAGAAUUAUGUUGUUGAAAAGCGUGAGGCAACCAGAAAGGCAUAUGCUACAGUCAAUGCUAUCUGUCAAAAAACUACUUGUACAGUUGAUCAACUCCAAGAAGGAUGCAACUACUACUUUAGAGUUCUAGCAGAAAAUGUAUAUGGCAUUGGUCUCCCUAUUGAGACUGGUGAAUCAGUCAAAGUUUCUGAGAAGCCACUUCCUCCAGGCAAGAUUACACUUAAAGAUGUAACACAGAAAAGUGUCACAUUAUCAUGGGAGAAACCUGAACACGAUGGAGGAAGUAGGGUGGUUGCAUAUGUUGUUGAGAUGCAGAGUAAAGGUAGUGAGAAAUGGGUCCAAGCUGUGAUUGUUAAGUUACCUGAAGCAGUUAUUACUGGACUUGUGCCUGGUGAGGAAUAUAUGUUCCGUGUUUCUGCAAGAAAUGAAAAGGGAACCAGUGAUCCUCGUCAAAUGGGUGUACCUGUAAUUGCCAAAGACCUUGUAAUUGUUCCAUCCGCUAAGCUGUUGUUUUCAACAUUCAGUGUUUUGGCAGGAGAGGAUUUGACAAUUGAUAUUCCAUAUGUAGCUCGUCCCAAUGCCACCAUUUCAUGGAUGAAGGAAGCAGCUCCACUUAAACGAACAACCAGAGUAAACUUCUCUUCCACAGAUUCACAGCUCAGUCUAGUAAUUAAAGAGGCUUGUAGAGAAGAUGUUGGUCAGUAUAGCAUCAAGCUAUCAAAUACAGCUGGUGAGACAACAGCAGAAGUUGGACUGGUUGUUCUUGACAAACCUGGUCCACCUGCAGGCCCUGUUAAAUUUGAAGAAAUAACAUCUGAGAGUGUUACUAUUUCUUGGAAGCCUCCUGAGUAUGAUGGGGGCUGCACCAUUAACAAUUACAUAGUAGAAAAGAGAGACACAUCCACAACAACUUGGCAGUUUGUAUCAGCAAAUCUAGCAAGAACUAAAAUUAAAGUGGGAAGAUUAAAAAGAGGCACAGAAUAUCAAUUCAGAAUUGCAGCAGAGAACAGAUAUGGCAAAAGCCCUCUCCUUGUGUCUGAGUGUGUUGUUGCACAGUAUCCAUACAAAGUGCCAGGACCUCCUGGAACACCCUUUUUGCAAUCCUCCACAAAAGAUACUAUGGUGGUGGUGUGGAAUGAACCUGUCAUUGACGGUGGAAGCACCAUUUUAGGAUAUCACCUUGAACGGAAAGAGAGAAAUAGCAUUCUUUGGAUAAAAUUAAACAAAAGUUUAAUCCAAGACACAACUUUCAAGACUACAGGUCUUGAUGAAGGCUUGGAGUAUGAGUUUAGAGUUUAUGCUGAAAACAUUGUUGGUAUUGGCAAGGCUAGCAAAAUCUCAGAAGGCUAUGUUGCCAGAGAUCCUUGUGAUCCUCCUGGAACACCAGAAGCAGUCAAGAUCACAAAGAGUUCUGUUACAAUUGUAUGGACCAAGCCAGAGUAUGAUGGUGGAAGCAAAGUCACUGGAUAUAUUGUGGAGAAGAAGGAACUGCCUGAGGGACGAUGGAUGAAAGCAAAUUUCACUAAUGUAAUAGAGACUGAGUAUACAGCAACAGGCCUUACAGAGGACCAGAAAUAUGAGUUCCGUGUCAUUGCAAGAAAUGCUGCAGGAGUCUUCAGUGAUCCUUCAUAUAGUACUGGACCUAUUAUGGCAAAGGAUGAGAUCGAACCACCGCGUAUCAGCAUAAAUCCAGAGUACACUCAGACUAUUUUAGUAAAUGCAGGAGACAGUUUUAAGAUUGAUGCUGAUGUUCAUGGGAAACCAGUACCUACAAUACAUUGGAUGAAGGGUGAGCAGGAACUUGGAAAUACUAUACAUCGUGAAAUUAAAAGCACAGAUAGCUUUACCUGUCUGACUGUAAAAGAGGCCAAACUUGCUGAUGGAGGUCAAUAUACUCUAAUGCUACGAAAUCCAGGAGGAGAAAAAGUUGUCAAAGUGAGUGUCCAUGUCCUAGAUAAACCUGGGCCACCGGAGGGACCUAUCUCCAUCACUGGUGUAACCAGUGAGCAGUGCAUUCUUGCUUGGAAGCCACCUAAACAGGAUGGCGGCAGCAAGAUCACUCACUAUAUAGUUGAAAAAAGAGAGACCAGCAGACUACUUUGGACUGUGGUUGAGCCCAAAGUUCAAGCUGAAGAUCUUAAAGUAACAAAACUCCUGGAGGGAAAUGAAUACAUUUUCAGAGUUUCACCAGUUAAUCAGUUUGGUGUUGGUGAGCCACUACAGUCAAGUGCAGUUACUAUCAAGAAUCCAUUUACACCUCCAGAUGCACCAAAAGGAGUGGAGGUUUCUGAAGUCAAGAAAGAUUCAAUGGUCUUAACCUGGGAGACGCCCACAAAUAAUGGUGGCACUCCUAUCACUGGCUAUAUUAUCGAAAAACAUGACAAAGAAGGUGUAAGGUGGACCAGAUGCAACAUGAACACAGUUACUAACCUUACAUUCAAAGUUACUGGACUCCAUGAAAACCACCUCUAUGAAUUUAGAGUUACCGCUGAGAAUGCUGCUGGAGUUAGUGAGCCAAGUUCUGCAACUGUUUUCUAUAAAGCUGUAGAUCCUAUAUUCAAGCCAGGUCCACCAAAUAAUCCAAAACUGAUAGACAUGACAAAAUCAUCUGUUGUACUUUCAUGGGGAAAGUCUAUUUAUGAUGGUGGCUGUGCGAUCCAGGGAUACAUUGUUGAAGCAUGUGAAGUAAAAGCAGCUACAGAGGGGGAAAAGGUUUCAGAAGAAGGCAAGGCAGUUGCUGAGGAAUGGACAAUGUGCACCCCACCAACAGGUGUUAAACUGACACACUUUACUAUAGAAAAUUUGAAAGAAAAUCAAGAAUACAAAUUCAGGGUUUGUGCAGUUAACAAAGUUGGUGUUGGAGAGCAUGCUGAUGUUCCUGGGCCCAUCCUGCCAGUGGACAAAAUAGAGGAACCAGAUCUUGAUAUUGAUCCUGAGUUUAGAAAGCUCAUCCGAAUUAAAGCUGGAUGUUCUCUUAGGAUGUUCGUUCCCUUCAGAGGAAGACCAGCCCCACAAAUCAAAUGGGAAAAAGAUGGUGGGUCAGUUAAGGAAACAGCACAGAUUGAGACCACCAGCAGUUACACUUAUCUUGUGAUUGAUCAAAUUAACAGGGCAGACAGUGGUAAAUACACUGUGACAGCAGAAAACUCUGCUGGUUCAAAAUCUGAAAUUAUUAGCGUUAAAGUCCUUGACACACCAAGUGCUCCCCUCAACCUUAAAGUGGAAGAAAUCACAAAAGAAUCUGUUACUCUUACAUGGGAGCCUCCAUCUUUGGAUGGUGGAGCAAAGAUAAAAAAUUACAUUGUUGAGAAACGUGAGAGCACUAGAAAAGCAUUUUCCGCUGUUGUCACAAACUGCCACAAACUUUCAUGGAAAAUUGAACCACUUCAAGAAGGCUGCAGUUACUAUUUCAGAGUGCUUGCAGAAAAUGAACAUGGAGUAGGGUUACCUGCAAACAUUGUAGAUCCCUUGAAAGUUUCAGAGGUGCCACAGUGCCCUGGAAAAUUAAGUGUUGUAGAUGUUACAAAAACAAGUGUCUCUCUAGCUUGGGAAAAGCCAGUUCAUGAUGGUGGCAGUAGAAUUCUUCAGUAUCUUGUUGAGAUGCAAGUUAAGGGUAAUGAGAAAUGGUCUAAUUGUGCCAAUGUAAAAUCAUUAGAAUGUGUGAUUAGUAAUUUGAAUUCUGGAGAAGAGUAUACUUUCCGAGUAAUUGCUGUCAAUGAAAAAGGAAAAAGUGACCCAAGAACACUUGCUGUCCCAGUGCAAGCAAAGGACCUUGUCUUUGGACCUGAUGUAAGACCUGCAUUUAGCAAUUACAGUGUUCUUGUUGGAAAAGACCUCCAAGUUGAGAUUCCAGUUUCUGGUCGCCCAAAGCCAAAGAUCACAUGGACAAAAGAUGGUGCACCACUUAAAUUCACAACAAGGGUCAACAUUUCUAAUACAGUGCACAGCACUAUUCUUAGCAUUAAAGAAGCAGCAAGAGAAGACAGUGGAAUGUAUGGAAUCAAUGUGUCUAAUUCUGUUGGACAAAAAGAUGCCUCUAUUGAAGUUAUCACUCUUGAUAAGCCUGGCCCACCAACUGGCCCUGUGAGAUUUAAUGAGAUAACUGUAUCAAGUGUUACAUUGUCAUGGGAUCCACCUAAGUUUACUGGUGGUUGUCCAAUUUCAAAUUACAUUGUACAAAAACGAGAUACAACAACCACAACAUGGGAGAAUGUUGCUAGUUCAGUAGCAAGAACAACACUGAAAGUGCAACGACUAAAGACUGGUGUUGAAUAUCAAUUCAGAGUCAUUGCUCAAAACAGGUAUGGCAAGAGUUAUGCUUUGGACUCUUCACCUGUCGUUGCUCAGUAUCCAUAUAGAGAACCAGGACCACCAGGAACUCCAUUUGUGUCAUCCCUGUCUAAGGACCAUAUGAUAGUUGAAUGGCAUGAACCAGUUUCAGAUGGAGGUAGCAACAUUAUUGGAUACCAUCUUGAGAGGAAAGAGAGAAACAGCAUUCUUUGGACAAAGAUAAAUAAGACAGUGAUUCAAGAAACAAGAUUCAAAACCAGUCCUUUAGAAGAAGGUAUUGAAUAUGAGUUCAGAGUCUAUGCUGAAAAUAUUGUUGGCAUUGGCAGAUGUAGUAAAAUCUCAGAGGGCUGUGUGGCUCGUGAUCCAUGUGAUUCGCCUGGAACCCCAGAAGCUAUCCAUGUCAGUAAAGAUUCCAUAACCAUACAGUGGACGAAGCCAGAGUAUGAUGGUGGAAGUGUUAUCACUGGUUAUACUGUGGAGAAACGUGAUCUUCCAGAGGGACGCUGGGCAAAAGCAAGUUUCACAAACGUAAUUGAAACCAAUUUUACUGUCACUGGGCUAACAGAAGGUGCCAAGUAUGACUUCAGGGUAAUUGCAAAAAAUGCAGUUGGCACUAUCAGCAAACCAUCAUACAAUAGUGGACCCAUUGCUGCACUGGAUGAGGUAGAGCCACCAAAGUUCUCAAUUGAUCCAGAAUACACCCAGGCCCUUAUUGUGAACGCAGGAGAUACAUUUAAACUUGAUGCUGAUGUCCAUGGUAAGCCACUUCCCACAAUACAAUGGUUUAAGAAUGACAAGGAGCUUGAAAGCACACUUAGAUGUGACAUCAAAAACACUGACAACAGAGCAUUAGUCACAGUAAAAGAUGCAACCAGGCAAGAUGGUGGAAACUACACCCUUCAGAUCACUAAUAUUGCUGGCUCACAGACUGUUCCAUUUCAUGUGAAAGUGCUUGAUAAACCAGGUCCACCAGAUGGGCCUAUUCAUUUCACAGGUGUGUCCAGCAAUAAAUGCACUAUAUCAUGGCAAGCUCCACAAGAUGACGGAGGAAGCAGUAUUACCCAUUACAUUAUUGAAAGGCGUGAAACAAGUCGCCUUGCUUGGACUGUGGUCAGUAAUGAUUGUAAAGAAACAGUAUACAAAGUGACAAAGCUUUUGGAAGGUAAUGAAUAUAUAUUCCGUGUCAUGGCUGCCAACAGUUAUGGUGUUAGUGAAGCAAUUAUUACACCAUGCAUAAUAAUGAAGGAUCCAUUUGGUCACCCUGGAUCACCACAGAUUACUGAGGUAACAAAUAUAGCCAAGGAUUCUAUGACUAUUUGUUGGAAUGCACCAGACAGUGAUGGUGGAAGUGAAGUUCUUGGUUACAUCAUUGAGAAAAGAGACAGAUCUGGAAUUAGAUGGACAAGAUGCAAUAGACAUAAAGUCACAGAUGUAUGUUUCAGAGUGCAAGGGCUAAUUGAGGAUCAUGAAUAUGAAUUUAGAGUAUCAGCUGAAAAUGCAGCUGGAAUUGGAGAACCAAGCUUGCCAACUUCAUACUACAAGGCCUGUGAUCCCAAAUUUAGUCCUGGCCCACCCAUGCAUGGGAAUGUUGUCGAUACAACAAAGUCUUCAAUUACAGUGGCAUGGGCAAAACCCCUUAAUGAUGGGGGAUGUGCAAUUCAAGGCUACAUUGUUGAGAUCUGCAAAGCCGAAGAGGAGGAAUGGAUUAUGUGCACUCCCCCUACUGGCUUACGAGUAAACAAAUUUGAAAUUACUAAACUAACAGAACAACAAGAAUAUAAGAUUCAAAUAUGUGCCAUCAAUAAAUUAGGUGUUGGAGAACCUUUGGUUAUUCCAGGAACUGCCAAACCUGAGGAUAAGCUAGAGGUCCCUGAAAUUCACCUUGAUUCAGAGCUCAGAAAAGGCAUUGUUGUCCGUGCUGGAGGAUCAGUUCGAAUCAAUGUACCAUUCAAAGGUAGACCGACACCAAAUAUCAAAUGGACUAAAGAUGAAGGCGAACUGUCAGAAAAGACAGUGGUUGAAAAAGGUCUUAACUUCACCCAGCUAUCAAUCGACUCCUGUGAUAGAAGGGACUCUGGAAAAUACACAGUGGUGUUGGAGAACAGUAGUGGCUCUGUAUCUGAAUAUGUUGCAGUUAAAGUGUUAGAUACUCCUGGAGCACCACUGAACCUUGUAGUUAAGGAUGUCAAGAAAGACUCAAUCACUCUGGUUUGGGAACCACCACUUGUUGACGGAGGUGCAAAGAUUAAGAAUUAUGUUGUUGACAAGCGUGAAUCUACAAGAAAGGCUUAUGCAAAUGUAACAUCCAAGUGCAUCAGUACAACCUAUAAAGUGGAAAAUCUUACAGAAGGGGGCAUGUAUUACUUUAGAGUUAUGGCUGAAAAUGAAUAUGGUGUUGGUUUACCAGUGGAAACAAAGACUGCUUCAAAGGCCUCUGAAGUACCUGAGCCAGUUGGAAAAGUAAUGUUGACUGACGUAACUAAAACAAGCGCAUCACUGGCCUGGGAAAAACCAGAGCAUGAUGGUGGUAGUAGGAUUGUUGGCUUUUUGAUUGAAAUGCAGCCUAAAGGAACUGACAAAUGGGGUGUAGCAACAAAUGUAAAAACAUGUGAAGGAAUGGUCACCGGAUUGACAGCUGGUCAGGAAUAUUUGUUCCGUGUUCUGGCAUAUAAUGAAAAAGGCAAGAGCGAGCCAAAACCCCUUGCUGCUCCUGUUAUUGCCAAUGACCUCACAAUUGAACCAAGCCUUAAGUUGCAGUUCAAUACAUAUAGUAUCAAAUCUGGAAAAGACUUCAAACUUGAAAUACCAAUUUUUGGACGUCCAAAACCAAAGAUCACUUGGACAAAAGAUGGACAGUCACUUAAUGUAACAUCCAGAGUUACUACUUCAAACACAUUAACAUCCACAAUCCUACAGAUUACUAAAGCCUGUAAAGAUGACUUUGGAAAGUAUGCAGUUACAGCAACUAAUAGUGUUUGUGCAGUUACAGAAGAUAUUGGCAUCAUAAUUCUUGAUAAACCUGGUCCACCCACAGGACCAGUAAAAGUAAAUGAAGUCAGCAAUAACUCUGUUUCCAUUUCAUGGGAACCACCAGAGUAUACUGGAGGCUGCCAAGUGAAGCAUUAUAUUGUUGAAAAACGAGAAACUACUGAAACUACUUGGCAAGUUGUUGCUGGAUCAGUUGCAAGGACAUCUCUGAAAAUUACCAGGUUAAAAAAAGGUGCUGAGUAUCACUUUAGAGUUAUUGCUGAAAACAGAUAUGGUAAGGGUGCUCCCUUGGAUUCAAAGUCAGUUGUUGUGCAAUAUCCUUACAAACCUCCUGGGCCACCUGGUACACCUUAUGUUAAGUCUGCCACCAAGGAUCAAAUGAUAAUUGAGUGGAAUGAGCCAGUUAAUGAUGGUGGUAGUUCAGUAAUUGGUUACCACCUUGAGAGCAAAGAAAGAACAAGUAUUCUUUGGACAAAACUAAACAAAAUCCUUAUUGCUGAUACUGUUUUCAAGAUAUGUAACCUUGAAGAAGGCAUUGGAUAUGAAUUCAGGGUAUAUGCAGAAAACAUUGUUGGCAUUGGCAGAGCAAGCAAAGCUUCUGAGAGCUUUAUUGCCCGUGACCCAUGUGAUCCACCUGGUACUCCUGAGGCUGUGACAAUAUCAAAGAACCAUAUUAAGAUUCAGUGGACAAAGCCUCAGUAUGAUGGUGGCAGCAAGGUGACUGGAUAUAUUGUUGAAAGGAGGGACUUGCCUGAGGGCAGAUGGACGAGGGCAAACUUUACAAAUGUAAUCGAGACCGAAUUUACAAUGACAGGCUUAACAGUAGACAAUCAGUAUGAAUUUAGAGUAAUUGCAAGAAAUGCUUCUGGUGUCUUCAGUGACCCAUCUGACAGCACUGGACCAAUUACUACUAAAGAUGAAAUCGAACCUCCUAGUGUUUCAAUGGACCCUAAGUACAAGGAUGUCAUUGUUGUCAAUGCUGGAGAGAAUUUAGUUUUGGAUGCAGACAUCCAUGGAAAACCCACACCUGUUAUCCAAUGGCUGAAAGAAGGAAAAGAAAUGGCCAAGUCGUUGCGCAUUGAAGUAAAAAGUGCACUGAAUAAUGCUUCUAUUACAAUCAAAGACUGUACAAGGUUAGAUAGUGGACAUUAUGAUCUUGUUUUAAGUAACAGCGGUGGAACAAAAACAAUUCCAAUAACAGUGAAAGUUCUUGAUAGACCAGGUGCACCCACUGGACCACUACAAAUUACUGGUGUCAUGUCUGAUAGAUGUAACCUGUUCUGGUCUGAGCCCUCUCAGAAUGGUGGUGCUAAUAUUUCCCAUUAUAUCCUUGAGAAAAGGGAAACUAGCAGGCUAUCAUGGACUGUUGUUGAUUCCAACAUUCCAACUGUGAGUUACAAGGUGACAAAGCUUCUGCAAGGUGAUGAGUAUAUCUUUAGAGUUAAGGCUGUCAACAAAUAUGGAGUUGGUGAUCCAUUAGAAUCUGAGGCAGUUACUGCACGUAAUCCGUACAAGCCCCCAAGUGCACCAUCAACACCAGAGGCAAGAGAGAUAACAAAGGAUUCAAUGACUCUGUCAUGGAAUGCACCAGAGAAUGAUGGUGGAGCAGAAAUUACAUGUUAUCACGUGGAAAAGCGUGAUAAGGAAGGUGUGAGGUGGACAAAAUGCAACCGACAGAAGUUGAAUGAUUUGAAUUUCAAAGUUACCGGUCUUUCAGAAGGUCAUUUCUAUGAGUUCCGUAUUUCUGCUGAAAAUGAAGCUGGUAUUGGAGAAUUUAGUGAUUUAUCUCAAUUUUAUAGAGCAGCAAAUGCCAUAACUCCACCAAGUCCACCACAUCAUCCUAAAGUGACAGAUCACACAAGCUCAUCUGUAUCUUUGUCUUGGGGUAAACCUGCUACUGAUGGUGGAGCAUAUGUCAAAGGUUAUAUUGUUGAGAUGAAGGAAGUUUCUUCAGAGGAAUGGAUCAUUUCCACACCACCAGCUGGGAUACAAGCAACACGCCUAACAGUUGAAAACCUGAAGGAGAAUUCUGAGUAUAACUUUAGAGUCUGUGCAAUAAACUCUGAAGGAGUCAGUGAACCUGCUGAUGUUCAUGGCUCAGUGACCGCAUGUGAAAAAAUGGAAGCACCUGAGAUUGAACUUGAUGCUGACCUCAGGAAGGUUGUUUCUGUCCGUGCAGGGGGAUCCCUUCGCCUUUUCAUUACAAUUAGAGGGAGACCUGAGCCAUCUAUCAAAUGGGAAAAAGAGGAUGGAACUCUGACUGAGCGUGCCCAGAUUGAGUCCACAGGUUCAUAUACUAUGCUUGUAAUUGAUAAUGUCAAUAGAUUUGACAGUGGAAAAUACAUCUUGACUCUUGAAAAUAAGAUUGGCACAAAAUCUUCAUUUGUCAAUGUAAGGGUGCUUGAUACACCAAGUGCUCCACAGAAGUUUGAAGUGAAAGAUGUCAAGAAGGACUCAGCGACUCUCUGCUGGGAGCCACCCCUUACAGAUGGUGGAGUUAAAAUAACUAAUUAUGUUGUUGAGAAGCGAGAAUCUACAAGGAAGGCUUAUACAACUGUGACAAGCAACUGCACACAAACUUUCUUUAAAGUUGAAGAACUGCAGGAGGGAGGAAUUUUUUACUUCCGUGUGUGUGCUGUUAAUGUGUAUGGCUUUGGUAUGAUGGCAGAAACAAAAACUCCUGUCAAGGUGGCACAGGUACCUAUGCCUCCAGGAAAAGUAACUCUUGUGGAUGUCACAAAGAAUAGUGUGACACUCUCUUGGCUAAAACCUGUCCAUGAUGGAGGCAGCAAAAUAAUCUGCUACAAUGUAGAGAUGCAACCCAAGGGCAGUGACAAAUGGGGUGUAAGCUGUACAGUUAAGGUUCUAGAAGCUACUGUAAGCAACCUCACACCUGGUGAAACAUACGCUUUUAGAGUUAUUGCAGUUAAUGAGAAGGGCAAGAGUGAGCCUCAAGAACUUGGUGUGCCUGUUGUAGCUAAAGAUAUUGAAAUUGAACCCUCAGUAAAUUUGCUGUUCAAUACCUUCAGUGUUAAAGCUGGGGGUGAUCUUUCUGUGGAAGUUCCUGUAAGAGGCAGACCUAAGCCAGUUGUCUCUUGGAAAAAGGAUGGUCUUCCUCUGAGGCAAACAACCUCUCUUUCAGUCAUCAACACUCAGCUGUCAAGCAAAAUUGUCAUCAAAGAAGCUUCUAUUGAACAUGUUGGUAAAUAUGAAAUCACUCUCGCUAAUACAGCAGGUACCAUGUCCACAGAUAUUGCUGUUGUUGUUCUAGAUAAACCAGGGCCACCAGCUUCAGUAAAGGUUGAUGCUGUGACUUCUGACAGUAUUACAUUGUCAUGGACCCCACCAGAGUAUAAUGGUGGAUGCUCUAUCAAUAAUUACAUUGUUGAGAAGAGAGAUACCACCACAACAGAGUGGCAUAUUGUUUCAUCAAAUGUUGCCAGAACAUCAGUCAAGGUUCCUAGAUUGACUCAAGGCUCUGAGUACCAGUUCCGAAUUUUUGCUGUGAACCGCUAUGGAAAGAGUAAGCCAAUCGACUCUCCAUGCAUUACUGCAGAGUAUACAUUCAAACAGCCUGGCCCUCCUUCAACACCCCGUGUUGUUCAUGCCACCAAAGCGUUCAUGUUGGUUACAUGGAAUGAACCUGUUAAUGAUGGUGGUAGCACAGUCCUUGGAUAUCAUUUAGAACGCAAGGAAAGAACCAGUAUUCUUUGGACAAAGGUGAACAGGAUCCUAAUUAAGAAUACUGAAUAUAAAGUAACUGGCAUUGAGGAAGGCAUGGUGUAUAAGUUCCGGGUCUAUGCUGAAAACAUUGCUGGAAUUGGCAAGGCAAGCAAAACAAGCGAGUCCAUGGCAGCAAGAGAUCCUUGUGAUCCUCCUGGUCAGCCUGUGAUUACUAGCAUGACCAAGUCUUCUGUAUCCCUUUCUUGGGCGAAACCUGAGUAUGAUGGUGGAGCCAAAGUUAUUGGUUACAUUAUUGAACGUAGAGAUCUCCCACAGGGUCGCUGGGUAAGAUGCAAUUUUACCAAUGUUGCAGAGACCUACUUUGAUGUUACUGGCCUAACAAUGGAUGAACAAUAUGACUUCCGUAUUAUUGCAAAGAAUGCUGCUGGACUGUUUAGUGAGCCAUCUGAUAACACUGGUCCUAUUACAGUUAAAGACAAUGUAGAUCCACCACGCAUUAUGAUGGAUGUCAAAUUUAAAGAAGUUGUGCUAGUUAAAGCAGGGGAAACCCUGAAGAUUAAUGCUGAUAUUGCAGGACGCCCACUUCCAGUUUCAUCUUGGUCAAAGGAUGGACAUGAACUUGAACACAAAGCAAGAAUUCAGAUAACUGGAACAGAUACUAAUACUAUGAUAGUCAUUAAAGACUGCAAACGAAGUGAUUCUGGACAGUAUUCCUUGACAUUAAAGAAUGUGGCAGGAAGUGUUACAACACCAGUAAAUUGUGUUAUUCUUGAUAAACCAGGGCCUUCAGCAGGUCCCUUGUCAGUUACAGGCCUCACAGCAGAGAAGUGCACAUUGUCAUGGGGACCACCUCAAGAAUCAGGUGGUGCUGAAAUAACACAUUAUGUUGUUGAGAAAAGAGAGACCAGCCGUUUGGCAUGGACACUUGUAGAUGGAGAGGUCAAAACUACCGUAUUCAAGGUCACUAAGCUCCUGAAAGGAAAUGAGUAUAUAUUCAGAGUUUUGGCAGUCAACAAGUUUGGACUUGGUGAAGCACUUGAAAGUGAAAUUGUUAAAGUUACUGAUCCAUACACCAUCCCAGCAGCUCCUACUAAUGUGGAUAUCACAAGUGUGACCAGUGAAGCAAUAACCAUUACUUGGGCAAAGCCUAGUUCUGAUGGAGGAAGUGAGAUCCUUGGAUACAUAGUUGAAAGGAGAGAGAAAUCUGGUAUUCACUGGGUCCGUGUAAACAGAGAGCUUGUGACAGAUCUAACAGCUGAUAUAUCAAAAGUACGAAGAGGAUGUGAAUAUGAAUUCAGAGUUUAUGCUGAAAAUGCAGCAGGUUUGAGUCCAGCUAGUGAUCCAUCUGCUUCAGUAAAGGCUGAAGAUGAACUUCUGGUUCCAUCCCCACCAUCUAAACCAAAGAUUCUAGAUCAUACAAAUAAUUCAAUUACUAUUGCCUGGAAAAAGCCUUCAUCUGAUGGUGGUGCACCGAUUUCUGGAUACAGUGUAGAAUAUAAGAAAUCUGAGGAAGAGGUGUGGGUUGUGGCUAUUCAAAUGACAAAGAGCAAUGAAUUCACAAUUUCUGGUCUUACACCUGACGCAGAGUAUGUAUUUGCUGUUAAAGCAAUGAAUAAAGUUGGUGUAAGUGAGCGGUCACCUAUUUCUGAGGCACAGUCAGCGAAAGACAGAAAAGAGGAGCCUGUGUUUGAGGUUGACAUUGAAAUGCGAAAGACUUUAAUUGUCAAGCAUGGCAAUUCAUUUACUUUGACAGCACGAUUUAAGGGAAUGCCAGUACCUUCAGUUACAUGGAGUAAAGAAGAAGUGGAUCUUAAAGCCAGAGCAAGCAUUGAAACAACUAAAAACUGCACAUCUAUUACUAUUGAGAAAGCAACAAGAAAUGACUCUGGACAAUACAUUGUUAAUUUAGACAAUGGUAUUGGAACUGCAUCUUUGCCAAUAGUAGUCAAAGUUCUUGAUUCCCCUGGACCACCCACUAAUGUAAAGAUUACAGAAGUCACAAAGGAUUCUGCUACAGUUACUUGGGAAGCUCCAGAAAAUGAUGGAGGAGAUGCUGUUAAGGCAUAUCAUGUUGAGAAACGUGAAGCAAGCAAAAAGGCCUGGGUAUCUGUAACAAGCAGCUGUCACAGUUUGACAUACAAAGUAGAAGACUUACAAGAAGGGGCAGUCUACUACUUCAGAGUUAUUGGAGAAAACGAGUAUGGUAUUGGUGUACCUAAUGAAACUAAAGAUGGAACUAAGAUUACAGAAAAACCAAGUCCACCUGCUAGACUUGGUGUUACUGCUGUCACAAAGGAUAGUGUGACAAUUGCAUGGUCAAAACCAGAGCAUGACGGUGGAAGCCGCAUUACCAGUUACCUAAUUGAUGCCCUUGAAAAGGGCCAACAGAAGUGGGUUAAAUGUGCCGUCGUUAAAACUAAUACCCACACAAUUAAGAGCCUGAGAGAAAAUAGAGAAUACUUCUUUAGAGUUCGUGCUGAGAAUCACGCUGGUCUCAGUGAACCAAAAGAAAUGAUAAUUCCUGUGGUUGUGAAAGAUCAGCUGGAUGCCCCAGAGUUUGACAUGAAGAACUUCCCCCACAACACUGUUUAUGUGAGAGCAGGAUCAAAUCUUAAGUUUGAGCUUCCUCUGUUUGGCAAACCAAUGCCAAAAGUCACAAUGACAAGAAGUAAUGUUCCAGUUAAAUGUGGAAAGCGAUUUAGCUUUGAAGUAACCCCUGAAAGUCUAAAUAUCAAUCUAAAGGAAAGUAUUGCAAGUGAUGCUGGAAGAUAUGACAUUGUUGCCUCAAACACAAGUGGAACAACCAAGAUGUUUGUAAACAUCCUUGUCCUUGACAGACCAGGUCCUCCGGUUGGUCCCAUUGAAGUUAGUGAUGUGGGAGAGACAAGCUUGUGUCUUAAAUGGCUCCCACCUUUGUAUGAUGGUGGCACUCCUGUCACAAACUAUGUUGUUCUUAAACGUGAAACAAGUACCCCAGCAUGGACAGAAGUGACAUCUACAGUUGCCAGAAAUGCUAUUAAAGUGACCAAACUUACAAAGGGAGAAGGAUACCAAUUCAGAAUAAAAGCUGAGAAUCGCUUCGGCAUCAGCGACCACAUUGAUUCUCAGUCAGUUAUAGUGAAGCUUCCUUACACUGUCCCCGGACCACCAUCAUCACCAUGGGUUGCCCUUGUGUCAAGGGAAAGCCUCACUGUAUGCUGGAAUGAGCCAGUAAUUGAUGGAGGAAGCCCUGUCUUUGGAUACCAUGUUCAAAUGAAAGAAAGAAGCAGCAUUCUUUGGCAGACAGUGAACAAAACAGCAAUCUCUGCAACUCAAAUUAGAGUGUCAAAUAUAUGUUCUGGAAUGAUUUAUGAGUUCAAGGUAGCUGCACAAAAUGCAGCUGGUAUUGGAAAGUUCAGCAAAACUUCUGAAGAAGUACUAGCCAUUGAUGCCUGUGAACCACCAGCAAAUGUGAGAAUUUCCGAGGUUACCAAAAAUUCAGUUAGCCUUGUUUGGCAGAAACCACCAUUUGAUGGUGGAAGUAAAAUCACCGGGUACAUGGUUGAGAGAAGAGACGCUCCAAAUGGCAGAUGGACAAAGGCAAACUUUACCAAUGUCAUUGAUACUAACUUUACUGCGUCAGGCUUGACACAGGAUCAGUCAUAUGAAUUCAGGGUCUUUGCCAAGAAUGCAGUUGGUUCUGUGAGCAACCCAUCACUGAUUGCAGGUCCAGCAACCUGUGUUGAUAUUUCAGGUGCACCAGUUAUUGACCUUCCUCCAGAGUACUUGGAUGUUGUGCAAUACAAAGCUGGUGCAUCAAUUAAGAUUAAAGUGGGAAUAACUGCUAAACCAUUGCCAACCAUUGAAUGGCUUAAAGACGGAAAGGAAUUAGUGUCAAGUGCACAGCUGUCAAUUGAGAACACAACUGAUUCAUCCGCUAUCCUCAUUAAGGAUUCCACUCGUCUUAAUACUGGAACCUAUGAGAUCAAAAUCAAGAAUGUGUUUGGCACAGCGUCUGCUUCUAUUAGAAUACAGAUUCUAGACAAACCUGGACCUCCAGUUGGACAAAUCGAAUUCAAAUUAGUCACUGCUGACAAGGUAAUACUUGCAUGGGAGCCAGUGGCUGAUGAAGGAGGUGCCAAAGUAACUCAUUACAUUGUAGAAAAACGUGAGACAAGUAGAGUAGUGUGGUCCACAGUCUCUGAAGCAACAGAACAACGUAUGGUAACUGCACAGAAGUUGGGCAGAGGAAAUGAAUACGUCUUCCGGGUCAGAGGCGUUAAUAAAUUUGGAGCUGGAGAACCUCUGGAGUCUGACCAAGUUAUUGCCAAAAAUGCAUUCGUGACACCGGGACAGCCUUUUACACCAACAGCAACAGAAAUCACCAGAACAUCAAUGCAGAUUGUUUGGGAUGUACCUGGUGUUGAUGGUGGUAGCAUGGUUACAGGCUACUAUUUAGAGAGACGUGAUAAAAAGAGUCUACGUUGGGUAAAGGUGUACAAAGACCCCAUUAAGGACACCAAAGCGAAGGUCCAUCAUCUCACAGAAGGAAAUGAAUAUCAGUACCGUGUAUGUGCAAUUAAUAAAGCUGGGGAAGGUCCACACUCAGAUGUUUCCGAUUUCUACAAAGCUGCUGAUCCAGUUGACCCACCAUAUGAACCAACUAAGCUGAAAGUUGUUGACUCAACUAAAUCAUCAAUCACACUUGCGUGGUCAAAACCAGAAUGUGAUGGAGGCAGUGAAAUCACCAGCUAUGUUGUAGAGAAAAAAAUUGGUCAAGAAGGGGAAUGGACAGUGAUUAGCCACAAGGGUGAAGUAAGAACUACAGAGUAUGUUGCAUCAGGUCUUAAACCAGAUGUUGACUACUACUUCCGUGUAUCUGCUGUCAACUGUGCUGGUCGUGGAGACCCAAUAGAAAUGGAAGAAUCAGUCCAAGCCAAAGAUAUUCUUGAGGAAGCCCAGGUUGAUACUGAUGUUGCAAUGAGAACUCACUACAUUGUGAAAGCUGGUCAAGAUAUUGAAAUUAUGGUCCCACUUAAAGGCAGACCUGCUCCAGUUGUCUCUUGGAAGAAAGAAGACCAAAACAUUGAUAAUGAUCCUAAAUAUGACAUUCACAACACAAACACUUCAUCGUGUCUCCUUAUUUCACAAGUGACUCGAAAUGACACUGGUAAAUAUACCAUUCAAAUAUCAAAUGGUGUAGGAGAACCAAAGUCACUGACAGUGUCUGUUAAAGUACAGGACACCCCAGCUGCUUGUAGAAAUUUGGCCUUUAAAGACGUUACUCGUGGAAAUGUUACACUUUGUUGGGAGCCUCCUCUACAGGAUGGUGGAGCAGAAAUCACCAAUUAUGUUGUUGAGAAAAGAGAUGCAUCAAAGCGUACAUAUGCUUGUGUGACAAAUAAAUGUACAGAGACCACAUAUGCCAUUGAGGAACUCUCUGAGAAGACGUCAUAUUUCUUCCGUGUAUUAGCAGAAAAUGAAAAUGGAAUUGGGGAUCCGUGUGAAACAGCAGAGCCAAUUAAAGCCACUGAGACACCAGGUCCAGUCAAAGAACUUGCUAUGAAAGAUUCCACAAAAACAUCAGUAACACUACAAUGGAACAAGCCAGAUUAUGACGGUGGUAGCAUUAUUACAGACUACAUAAUUGAAAAGAAACUACAGGGUCAAGAUGAAUGGUCACCUGCUGGCACAAACAAACACUGUGAACAUGAAAUUACAAAACUUAAGGAACUCACUGAAAUGUUUUUCAGAGUUUGUUCAAUGAAUGAAAAGGGUAAUAGUGACUUUGUUGAAAUUGGACCAAUUAAAGUAAAGGACUACAUUAUUGCACCAGAAGCGAACCUUGAUGAUUAUCCUGAUGGGCAAAUCAGUGUGCGCUUAGGACACAAUGUUCACAUUGAAUUGCCGUAUAAAGGUAAACCAAGACCAGCUAUUAUUUGGUUAAAGGACAAUUUGCCACUCAAAGAGAGUGACAGAAUUCGAUUUAAGAAGACCGAAAACAAGGCAACUUUAAUGAUAAAGAAUGUGGAGAAAGAGAAUGGUGGUAAAUACACACUUACUCUUGACAACACAUUCUUCAGAAGAUCAUUCCAUAUUCAAGUUAUUACUCUUGGGCCACCAGCUAAACCUAUCGGACCCAUCCGUCUGGAUGAGGUCAGAGCAGAAAGUAUAACAAUAUCUUGGGAUGAACCAAAUGAUGAUGGUGGGGGAAAAAUUACUUGCUAUGCAGUGGAAAAACGUGACACCUCUCAGACAGAAUGGAAGUUGGCUUGUUCAAAUGUGACUGGAACAUCAUUUAAGGUACCUAAUCUGAUCAAGGGAACCCAAUAUCAGUUCAGAGUCUGUGCAGAAAACAGAUAUGGUGUAAGUGAACCUUUAGUUUCCCAAAAUGUCAUUGCCAAGCAUGAGUUCCGACCACCAGGCGCACCAGGUCGGCCAAUAGUUUACAAUAUAACAAGCGAUGGCAUGACUCUUCAGUGGGAUAAACCCAUUUUUGAUGGAGGUUGUCCAGUCCUUGGGUUCCAUGUUGAAAAGAAGGAGAAGAACAGCAUAAUGUGGCAAAAGGUCAACACAGUCUUGGUGAAAGAAAGGGAGUUCAGGGUUCUUGGACUUCUUGAAGGUCUGGAGUAUCAGUUUAGAGUCUAUGCACAGAAUGAUUCUGGACACAGCCGCAUGAGUGAUGCAAGCAAACCCGUUAUGGCGGUUUCUCCAGUUGAUCCUCCUGAAACCCCUGACUACGUUGAUGUGACAAGUGACUCAGUAAAACUCAAGUGGGAAGCACCCAAACGAGAUGGCGGAAGCAAAAUUGUUGCGUACGAUGUCGAGAAACGUCAGAACCAGGAGCGGUGGUUGAAGAGCAAUUUUUCAGAUGUUACAGACACAGAAUAUACUGUGACUGGUCUUGCUUGUGGUGAACGCUACGAGUUUAGAGUCAUAGCAAGAAAUGCUAUUGGUACAGUGAGCCCACCCUCUCAGUCAUCUGGAUAUGUAGUAAUAAGAGAUGAGAGCUUUGCUCCAAACAUUGAGUUUGGCCAAGAGUACUUUGAGGGAGUCUCUCUUAAAGCUGGGGAAAACAUUAGACUCAAAGUAACAAUUACUGGAAGACCAACACCAAAGGUUACCUGGUUUAGAGAUUCUACUGAAUUAACCAAGAAAAUGGUUGACAUCACAACAACUACUGGGUCAAGCAUUCUGUUUAUCAGAGAUGCUGACCGUAGUCACCGUGGCGUUUAUACAGUGGAAGCCACAAAUUCCAUAGGAACUAAGAAGGAAGCAAUGAAAGUUGAAGUUUUUGAUACACCUGCAGAACCUGUGGGGCCAAUCAUGUUCUCAGAUAUAACUGAAGGCAAAGUGACACUUUCAUGGAAUCCACCAGAGAAUGAUGGCUGUUCUGAUAUUACGCAUUACAUUGUUGAGAAGCGUGAAACCUCUAAACUUUCAUGGUCACUUGUUACGGAUGAGUGCUUGAAUUGCACAUACACUGCAACCAAGCUGAUGAAGACCAAUGAGUAUCAGUUCCGUGUUUCUGCAGUCAAUAAGAUUGGUGUUAGUAGACCUCUGGAAUCAGCCCCUGUGAUUGCACAGAUGCAAUACACUGUUCCAGAUUCUCCUGGAACUCCUGAUGCAACAGAUGUUGAUGGAGAGAGUAUCACAAUCAGCUGGGCUCCUCCAACACAUGAUGGUGGAAACCCUAUUAAAUAUUACAUUGUGGAAAGACGUGAAAAGAAGACUGGUCGUUGGUUGAAGGUCUUAACAAGAAAACCCAUUGUUGAGGCCGCACACAGAGUGACUCAUCUCACUGAGAAUGUGGAGUAUGAAUUCCGUGUGUAUGCAGUAAAUGAUGCUGGAAUUGGAGAUCCAAGUAACAUUUCAAUACCAAUUAAGUGUGCAGAACCUACCGAAGUACCAGAUGCCCCAUCUAUUGUAAAUGUCAAGGACACUACAAAUACAUCUGUUAGCUUGGAGUGGACCAGACCUGCCCAUGAUGGUGGUAUGGAAGUCCACGGCUACAUUGUUGAGAUGUGCAAGGGAUCUGAAGAGACAUGGCUUAGAGUCAAUGAUGAUCUUUGUCAUAUUACUAAAUACACAGUCACUGGUUUGGAAACUGGUGCACAGUACAAAUUCCGAAUUUGUGCUGUCAACUCUGUUGGAAAGGGUAAACCCAGAGAGAUACCUGAGCCAGUACAAGCAGUAGAUAGACUGUUGGCACCAGAAAUUGAUAUUGAUGCAUCCUUCCAACAGACACAUAUUGUGAAAAGUGGAGGAAGUGUUUGUCUCCGUAUUGCCUUUAAGGGAAGACCAGCGCCAACAGCUUCCUGGACAAAAGAAGAUGGAGAACUCGGGGUUAUGUCAGAUAUCACCACCACUGAAACAUUCACAGCUUUAACUCUGGAGAACUGCUCCAGAAAUGAUACUGGAAAAUACACUCUCACUCUUGAGAACAGCAGUGGCAGUAAAUCUAUCACUGUUACAGUUAAAGUGUUGGACACACCCGGAAUGCCGGGGCCUAUCUUCAUCGAGGAAGUAUCAAAAGGAGCUCUCACUCUUGUUUGGGAUCCACCUCUGAAUGAUGGUGGUGCACGUGUUCAUCAUUAUAUUGUUGAGAAGCGCGAGGCCAGUCGUCGUACAUGGACAGAGGCAGCCCCCAAAACCACAGAAACAAAAUUGAGUAUCUCUGAUCUCCUGGAAAGUGUGCCUUAUUUCUUUAAAGUCAUGGCUGAAAAUCAGUAUGGUAUUGGUGAAGUGUACGAAAUGCCUGAACCAAUUAUUGCCACAGCUGAACCUGCUCCACCUAAGAGAGUUGAUAUAAUUGAUACUUCAGACACAACAGCAACCUUGGCCUGGCUUAAGCCAGAGCAUGAUGGAGGAAGCCGUGUCACAGGCUAUCGUGUUGAGUCAAAGGCUAAAGGCACAGGUAAAUGGUUUGCUUGUGGCACAACGAAAAACCUAACCUUUGUUGUUGAAGGCCUUAUUGAGAACUCAGAGUAUAAAUUCCGUGUCAAGGCUUGCAACGAUGCUGGGUUUAGUAUGCCAAGAGAAGUAUUAUCCUCAGUCAUCAUUAAAGAGCCACGCAUUGAACCCACUGCCGAUCUCAGUGGCAUCACCAACCAACUUAUUACUAAGAAGAUCGGUGACACAUUUGAGAUUGAUGUUCCAAUUAGUGGCAGACCUGCUCCGAAGGUAACCUGGAAGCUUGAGGAAAUGAGGCUAAAAGAAACUGAUAGGGUAUCAAUUAAAACUACCAAAAACAGAACCACUCUCACUGUUAAAGAAAGCAUGAGGGGUGAUGGAGGAAGAUAUUUCCUUACUCUUGAAAACGUCACUGGAUCUAAGACUUUUACUGUUAAUGUCAAUGUCAUUGGCAGACCAAGUCCUCCAGAGGGCCCUAUUGAAAUUUCCUCUAUUACAUCAGAGUCAUGCGUACUGACAUGGAAUCCACCUGAGGAUGAUGGUGGAACAGACAUUACCAACUACAUUGUUGAGAAGCGUGAGUCUGGCUCCACUGCCUGGCAGCUUGUUAACUCAAGUGUAAAGCGCACUACGAUCCAUAUUUCACAUCUGACUAAGUACAUGCAGUACACUUUCCGUGUCUGUUCUGAAAACCGAUUUGGUGUGAGCAAACCAACAGAAUCUGAGACAAUUGUUGCAGAGCAUCCAUUUGUUCCUUCAGGGGCUCCAACAAGGCCAGAAGUGUUUUUUGUAACUGCCAACAGCAUGAGUAUUCGUUGGGAGGAACCAUACCAUGAUGGUGGCAGCAAGGUCUCUGGAUACUGGAUUGAAAAGAAAGAGCGUAAUACAAUUCUCUGGGUGAGAGAAAACAAGAUACCAUGCUUUGAAUGCCACUACAGGGUCGAAGGCCUUGUUGAAGGCCUUGAAUACCAGUUCAGAGUCUAUGCAAUGAAUAGCGCUGGCCUCAGCAAAGCAAGUGAAGCAUCAAAAAGAGCAGUGGCACAAAACCCAGUUGAUCCUCCAGGAAAACCAGAAGUUACAGGUGUAUCAAGAUCAACAGUCUCAGUCAAAUGGUCUGCGCCUCUUAAUGAUGGUGGAAGCCCAAUCACAGGCUACAUUGUUGAGCGAAAGCCAUAUAGUCUCACUGGAGAAGGUCGAUGGCUUAAGUGCAACUACACUAAUGUUACUGACACAAAUUUCACUGUCACUGCACUGGGAGAAGGAGAAGAAUAUGAAUUCCGUGUCAUUGCCAAAAAUGCUAAUGGAGUUUUCAGCACGCCAUCCGUUUCCACAGGACCUGUGACCUGCAAAGCAGAGUACAUUCCUCCCAAAGCAGAGUUGGACAGCAAACUUCUUGUGGACACGGUUACAGUCAGAGCUGGAUCCGAUCUGGUACUUGAUGCUGCUGUCGGAGGUAAACCUGAACCAAAGGUUUGCUGGGCCAAGGGUCCAAAAGAGCUAGAGCUUUGUGAUAAGUAUUCUCUCCAGUACACCAGUACCCGUGCCAUGGCAAUCAUCAAGUUCUGUGACAGAGAUGAUACUGGGAAGUAUAUUUUGACAGUAAAGAAUGCAAGUGGCACCAAAACUGCAGAAGUCAAUGUUAAAGUACUUGAUACACCUGGCCCUUGUCGGGACAUUACAGUCAGCAAUGUAUCAGAGGAAAAAUGCACAGUGUCUUGGAAAGAGCCACUGGAAGAUGGAGGUGACCCCAUCACACAUUACACUCUUGAAAGAAGAGACACCAACAGACUCAACUGGGUUAUAAUAGAGGCUGAAUGCAAAGCUCUAACAUACGAAAUCAGAAGGCUUUUAAAGAACAUUGAAUAUAUUUUCCGUGUGAGAGGUGUGAACAAGUAUGGCGCUGGUGUGGUGGUACAGUCUAGCCCCAUCGUUGCAAGAAACUCAUUCACUGUCCCAUCGCCUCCUGGAGCACCAGAAAUCCUUGCAGUUGGAAAAGACUUUGCAACAAUUGAAUGGCUAAAGCCUGAAAGUGAUGGUGGCAGUGAAGUCACAAACUACUUAAUUGAGUUGCGUGAAAAAAAGAGUGCUAGAUGGAUCAAGGUUAACAGAAAUUUGAUUCUCAAGGACACAUCCUUUAAAGUCACUGGUCUCCAUGAAGGCAACAUUUACCAAUUCCGUAUAACAGCCAUGAAUGCAGCUGGUGAUAGUGAACCGAGUGAAGUGUCAAUGUAUGCAGUAUGUAAAGUAAAAACUGGCACUCCAGAUGCUCCCACAAUUCCACGUAUUACAGACACACACAAAGAGAGUAUUACUCUUGCCUGGACACGGCCUGUUGAAGAUGGUGGCGCUGAUAUCAUUGGGUACAUUCUUGAGAUGCAAGAAGUUGGUUCAGAAGAAUGGAAAAAGGUGCAUGAAAAGAAUCUUAGGCUGACUGAACACACCGUCACAGACCUGACUGCUGGCAAAAAAUACUGUUUUAGAGUUGCGGCAGUCAAUGUAAAUGGAGCAGGUGACUUCAGUGAUCCAUGUGCAGAAACAGAGCCUGUAGAAAGAAUUGAAAUCCCUGACCUUGAGCUGCCUGAUGAACUGACAAAGACGAUAUGCCUGAGAGCAGGAAGUUCCCUGCGCCUUCAUAUAGCUAUUACUGGAAGACCAUUCCCAACUAUAACAUGGAGCAAACCUGGUGUGGAUCUUCAAAAUCGUGGCUUUAUAGAAGUCACUAACACUGCUACAACUCUCAUUAUUGAUAAAGUGCACCGCUAUGAUGCUGGCAGAUAUACUCUAGAAGCCUCAAAUACAGCUGGAAAGAAGGAUGCAAGCAUUCUUGUUAAAAUCUAUGAUACGCCUGGUCCACCUGGUCCUAUUAAAAUGAAAGAGCUUACAAAGGAUUCUGCUCAUAUUACUUGGGAUGCUCCUGAGGUUGAUGGUGGAGCACCUGUCAAUAAUUAUAUCAUUGAAAGGCGGGAAGCAUCAAUGAGAGCAUACAAGACUAUUACAUCCAAAUGCAGCAAGACAUCAUACAAAAUUGUUGGUCUGACAGAAGGAAUGAUGUAUUACUUCAGAGUCUUACCAGAAAAUAUCUAUGGUGUCGGUGAACCUUGUGAGACAAGUGAUGUUGUUUUGGUGUGUGAAGUUCCACUACCACCAGCCAAGCUUGAAGUUGUAGAUGUUACCAAGUCCAGUGUGUCACUUGCGUGGGAGAAACCUUUACAUGAUGGAGGCAGCAGAAUCACAGGCUACAUUGUUGAGGCUUGUAGGGCUGGUACUGACAAGUGGAUGAGGGUGGCAACUUUAAAACUCACAGACUUUGAGUUCACUGUCGUGUCACUGAACGAGAAUGAGCAGUACCUCUUCAGGGUACGUGCCAUUAACAGCAGAGGUGCUGGUGAGCCAAAAGAAAUUGUGACCGCUGUGACAGUUCAAGAACAAAGAGUUAUGCCAAAGAUCGAUUUAUCAACUAUUCCAAAUAAGGUGAUCAGUGUUUUGGCAGGCAAACCCCUUGAGCUUAACCUGCCACUCGUAGGAAGACCACCACCAGUUUGCUCUUGGUUCUUCAAUGACAAUAAAGUAAAAAUACAAGAGCGUGUGAAGAUUAAGUCAACUGGAAAAUUCUCUAAAAUAACUAUUCUUAACACCACCAUUGAUGAUAGUGGAGUUUAUACUCUUGAAGUGAAAAACAUAACAGGAGUGACUACUGAAAACAUCAAAGUCAUCAUUCUUGAUAAACCCGAUGAACCUCAAGGCCCUAUACGACUUGAUGAAAUUGAUGCAACUUCAGUUACAAUAAGCUGGGAUCAGCCUAAGAGAGAUGGUGGUGCUCCUGUCAGUAGCUAUGUGGUUGAACAACGCGAUGCUCAUCGUCCAGGAUGGGUGCCUGUGUCUGGAUCAGUUAGCAGACCAACAUUUAAGUUUGACAGAUUGACAGAGGGCAAUGAAUAUGUGUUCCGUGUUGCAGCAACUAAUCGCUAUGGCACUGGAGAAUACUUGCAGUCAGAAACUGUAUUGUGCAAGAGCUUCAAAUCUAUUCCGGGGCCACCUGGCAGACCAAUUGUCUUCGAUGUCUCACGUGAUGGCAUGACUGUUGCCUGGGAGCCACCAGAUGAGGAUGGAGGAUUAGAGGUGUCUGGCUAUAUUAUUGAACGCAAGGAGGUCAGAGCUGAUAGGUGGAUUCGUGCCAACAAAAAUCCAGUGACAAUGACAAGAUACAGGUCCACUGGUUUGAUUGAAGGCUUGGAAUAUGAGCACAGAGUGACGGCCAUCAAUGCUCGUGGUGUUGGCAAACCUAGCCUUCUUUCUAAACCAGCAGUAGCAACUGAUCCAGUUGAUCCACCUGGAUCACCUCAAAACCCAAGAAUCACAGAUACCACAAAAUCUUCUGUGUCUUUGACCUGGAGUCCUCCAGAUGAAGAGGGUGGCUCAAAGGUUUCAGGCUAUUUAAUUGAGAUGCAAAAGGUUGGUUCAGUAACCUGGAUAAAGUGCAACACCACACCAUCUCUGAUCUGUGAAUAUACUUUGACACAAAUGCCACAAGGGGAGCAAUUCAAAUUCCGUGUCAUGGCUUGCAAUGCUGGUGGACCAGGUGAACCAGCUGAAGUACCAGGAGUUGUGACUAUAACAGAGAUGCUUGAUCCUCCAAGUUAUGACCUUGAGGCAAAGUACAAAGACGUUCUUGUAGUCAGAUCAGGAGGAGUCAUCAAACUUUCUGUGCCUAUCAAAGGCAAACCUACUCCUACCUGCAAAUGGACCAAAGAUGGAUCAGAGGUGACUAAUCGUGCAAUGCUUGCCUCCAAUGAAGACAUAAAUGAGCUUGUAAUUAAAGAGGCUGAAAGGUCUGAUUCAGGCAUUUACAAUCUCCAACUGGAAAACAAGUGUGGCAAAAAGACGGUAUCCAUCAAGGUUAAGGUAAUUGGCCGUUCAUCUGCACCUGAAGGCCCUCUCCGAAUCGAUGACAUUCAAGCACAUUCUGUAAGACUUGGUUGGACACCUCCAGCAGAUAAUGGUGGUUCAGAAAUCGUUGGCUACAUUGUGGAGAGACGAGAAGCUACAAAAGCAGCUUGGUACACUGUUGACUCUCGGGUCAUUGAUACGUCUUUUGUAGUUAAAGGAUUACAAGAAAAUGUUGAAUACCACUUUAAGGUGACUGCAGAGAACCAGUUUGGAAUCAGCAACUCCUUGAAAUCUGAGGGAACAAUUGUACCAAAGACUCCAAUCUGUGUACCAGAGGCUUCAGGUACUCCACCAGAGAUCAUGGAUGUUACUAAGAGUUCUGCUGCUUUGGCUUGGACUAAACCCAAAGAUGAUGGUGGAUCUCGCAUUAUUGGUUACUUCAUUGAGUACAAAGAAGUGUCAUCUGAUAAGUGGAUUCGUCAUGAGAAAAUGAUUACCUUAACAAUGUACACCCUCAGUGGACUCACCACUGAUGCUGAGUAUCAGUUCCGUGUUAUUGUUGUAAAUGCCAUUGGAGAGAGUGAACCAGGACCUGCAUCGGAUUCAGUAGUAUGCAAAGAUCCAUUUGAUAAACCAAGUCAGCCAGGAGAAAUUGACACCGUGACUGUAACAAAAGACUACAUUACAAUUCACUGGGAAGCUCCAGAGUGUGAUGGUGGAAAACCAGUCCUUGGUUACUGGAUUGAAUACAGAAAGUCUGGAGAGAGCGCCUGGAAGAAAUGCAAUAAAGAGCGCACAAAGGACAAAGAAUAUACUCAGGGGGCUUUACAAGAGGCAACUGAAUAUGAAUUCCGUGUAUUUGCUGAAAAUGAAACCGGAAUCAGUAGGCCACGCAGAACAGCAACUGGCAUUAAAACUAAACUGGGUGUUGGAUCUCAACCAGGUCUUAGGAAAGAGAUGGAUGAAGUGACUGCCAAACUUGGACAGACAGCAACUCUCAAAUGCCAGAUUAUUGGAAGACCUGUUCCAGAAAUAAAAUGGUACAAGGGUGGAAAGGAAAUCAUGGAAGGCAACAAAUAUGCUGCAACAUCUGAUGGCCGCAACCAUACACUGACCAUUUCAACAGAUCAACAAGAAGAUGAGGGUCUGUACACAUGCAAGGCUGUAAAUGAAGCCGGUGAAUGUGAGACCAGUGGAACUCUAGUCCUUGAAGCAGCACCACAGUUCCCAGUGCCACUGAAAGACAAAUACUUUGCAACAUGUGGCAGCACGGUGCGCAUUCAUGUUGUUUACAUUGGUCGACCUCAGCCUAAGAUCAUGUGGCUUUAUGGUGCCAAAACCUUGGAGCCCUCUGAAAAUAUCAUUAUUGAAAACACAGAGUAUUACACUCAUUUGAUUCUUAAGAACGUACAGCGCAGAGUACAUGGAGGAAAAUACAGAAUCAGAAUCAACAACCACUUUGGCUCUGCAGAUACAGUGACUCAAGUUGAAAUCUUAGAUAAACCUGCUGUGCCAGAAGGUCCACUUGUUCUUGAUGCUUUAUUGAAGAAUUCAGUGAUCAUUAGCUGGAAAGCACCCAAGGAUGAUGGAGGAUCUAUGAUCACUAAUUAUAUUGUAGAAAAGCGUGAAGACAAGGAGGAUGCAAAGUGGGAACUUGUAUCAUCAUCCAUCACAGGCACUUCAUGCAGAAUUCCAAACCUUGUUGAAAAUGAGGGGUACUUCUUCCGGGUUUCAGCACAAAAUCGUUAUGGCAAUAGUGACUUACUUGAGACUCCUUCUGCAAUCCUCAUCAAGAGUCAGCUAGAGAGGCCAGGAGCUCCAUUCAAACCAGUGGUCUCUGGACUGACCAAAAGCUCCUGUGUUGUUUCUUGGAAACCGCCCCUCAUUGAUGGAGGCUCUAAAAUUAAGAACUACUGCCUUGAAAAGCAAGAUAAAAAGAAGGGUGAAUGGACUGUGGUUACAACAGAUGAAAUCCAUCAGACUGUUUAUUCUGUGAAGGGUCUAACCGAAGGUGUAAUGUAUGAAUUCCGGGUGAAAUGCGAAAACCUUGGGGGAGAAAGUGAGUACAGCGAAGUGUCUGACCCUGUCAUUCCUAAGACCGAUAUUGAUAUACAGGCUCCUGCCUUUAAGGAAGACCUCAGAAAUAUGAGUGUGAAAUUCAAAAGCAAUGCUACAUUUGUCUGCAAGAUAACAGGGCAACCCAAGCCUGUAAUAAAAUGGUUCAAGCGUGGUAAAGAAAUUCAGGCUGAUGGCACAAAAAUCAAGAUCCAAGAAUUUAAGGGUGGCUACCAUCAGCUUGUUAUUGCUGACUGUGAGGCAGAAGACUCAACUGUAUAUCAGAUCAGAGCAACAAACCAGGGUGGAUCUAUUUCUGCUACCGUUUCUUUAGAUGUUGAAGUCCCUGCUAAGAUUCACCUACCCAAGAAUCUGCAAGGAAAGGAGGCUAUCCCUGCCCUUCGUGGUGAAAUAGUAAACAUCAAGAUUCCAUUCAGUGGAAAACCAGAUCCAGUUAUCACCUGGCAAAAAGGACAAGACCUCAUUGAUAACAAUGGACACUAUCAAGUCAUUGUCACAAGAUCAUUUACAUCUCUUGUAUUCCUAAAUGGAGUUGAACGGAAUGAUGCUGGUUUCUAUAUAGUAUGCGCCAAAAACAGAUUUGGAAUUGACCAACAAACAGUUGAGCUUGAUGUUGCAGAUGUACCUGAUCCACCACGUGGCAUCAAAGCCAGUGAUGUUUCUAGAGAUUCGGUAACACUUAACUGGGUGGCACCUGCCAAUGAUGGCGGCAGUAGAGUCACAAACUAUAUUAUAGAAAAGUGUGCCACCACUGCAGAAAGGUGGAUUCGUGUUGGCCAGUCUCGUGACACCCACUACACUGUUGUCAAUCUGUUUGGAAAGACAAGUUAUCAAUUCCGUGUCAUAGCUGAAAGCAGAUUUGGUCAGAGUGCACCAUCUGAGUCAAGUGGACCUGUUGUGACAAAGGAAGACAAGUCAAGAAUGCUUAACUAUGAUGAAGAAGUAGAUGACACCAGGCCUGUUUCCAAGAGCAAAGCUCCUCAUUCAGAAGCUACAAAUCUUCACAACAAGUACAUGAUUGCUGAAGAGCUUGGUCGUGGACAGUUCAGUAUUGUACACAGGUGUGUUGAUAUCAGCUCUGAGAAGACUUACAUGGCCAAAUUUGUCAAAGUAAGAGGUGCAGAUCAGGCACUUGUGAAGAAAGAAAUUGCAACAUUGAACUUGGCUCGCCACAAGAACUUCUUAUUACUACGCGAGUCAUUUGACAGCCCUGAAGAGUUGGUCAUGAUUUAUGAGUUCAUCUCUGGUGUUGACAUAUUCGAGCGUCUUGGUACAGCUGACUUUGAGCUCAAUGAGCGUACAAUUGUUACCUAUAUCAGACAAGUGUGUGAAGCUCUUGAAUUCCUUCACAGCAAAAGCUAUGGUCACUUUGAUAUCAGGCCUGAAAAUGUAGUGUAUACCACAAGAAAAGGACAUAACGUGAAGAUUAUUGAGCUUGGACAAGCAAGACACCUUACACCUGGGGAGCAAAUCAAAAUUCAGUUUACCACUGCUGAGUUUGCAGCACCAGAAAUACAUCAAAAUGAGUUGGUUAGCACUGUAACCGAUAUGUGGUCCGUGGGUGUCCUUGUGUAUGUACUUCUCAGUGGACUUAAUCCAUUCAGUGCUGAAACACAUCAGCAAAUAAUUGAGAGCAUUUCAAAUGCAGAGUACAGUUUUGAUGAUGAAGCCUUUAAGGAUGUAAGUGUUGAGGCACUAGACUUUGUGGACCGUCUACUUACCAAAGAGCGUAAACAUCGUAUGACUGCUGCUGAGGCUUUGAAUCAUCCUUGGCUGACAAUGAACACAGAACAGCUAAACACGAAGUCCAUCAAGAUUACACGUCACAAGCGAUAUUACCAAGCCAUGGCGAAGAAAGAAUGGAACACCGUUGUCUCAUCUGCUCGUGUUGCCAGUGGUGGUUCUAUCAGAAGUCAACGAGGAGUAACGGUUGCUAAAGUUAAGAUUGCACCAUUUGAACAUGGUCCAGUUGCAGGACAAAUUAAACACAGUCUUGCAGAUGAAGGUGAUGAUAUUAAGUUCAUCUGCAACAUUGACAAUUAUGAUAACAGUACUGAAGUAACAUGGUACUGUGGAGUAAGACAAUUAGAAGAAAGUUCUAAAUACGAAAUUACUUAUGAGGACGGCCUUGCUACCAUAACUAUCAAGGGAAUCACCCGACCAGAUGAUGGAACAUACAGAUGUAAAGUUGUCAAUGAGUAUGGUGAGGACAGUGCCUAUGCAGAGCUUUUUGUAAGAGGGGUAAGAUCCUAUCGUGAGUUCUUCACUACACGUGUGGUAAAGAAAGUCAAACGCAGAGUGGACACAACAAGAUUACUCCAAAGACCUCCUGAAUUUACUUUGCCUUUGUGCAACCGCACAGCUUACAUUGGAGAGAACGUACGCUUCGGUGUCACCAUCACAGUGCAUCCCGAACCUCGUGUACUGUGGUUAAAAACUGGUCAAAAGAUUGUACCAGGAGAUGAUGACAAGAAAUAUACUUUCAUCACUGACAAGGGCCUGUAUCAGUUAAUCAUUCAUAAUCUUGAUCCAGAUGAUGCUGCAGAAUACACUGUGGUGGCAAGGAAUAGAUUUGGUGAAGACAGCUGCAAGGCUCGUCUAACAGUGGUUCCUCGCCCUGCUCCUGCUGAUAACACCCUGAGACCCAUGUUCAAACGUCUUCUUGCUAAUUUGGAAUGCAAAGAAGGACAGAGUGUACGUUUUGAAAUGCGAGUGUCAGGGCAUCCUUCAUUGAAAUGGGAGAAAGAUGGCAUGCCUUUGGCAUUUGGUCCACAAAUUGAAAUUGUCCAUGAAGGCUUAGAUUAUUAUGUCUUGCACAUAAAAGAUACUCUUCCAGAGGAUUCUGGCACAUACCGAGUCAUUGCAACUAAUUCAGCUGGGUCUGCAAGUUGCCAAUCCACCCUCAAAGUUGAACGUGUGACACGCGUAAGGAAGGAAUUUGAGAGCGUGGAGGAUAAGAGGAAAAAACAAGAACAGCAAGAGAUUGAUAAGAAAGUAAGACUAACUCAGAUUCUUGCUGGUGCGGAUGUUACCCCACUUACUCCAGUUGCACAGCAAGCCAUAAGAGAAGCUGCAACCAUGUUCAAGCCAGCAAUCACUACCAAGAAAGUGAAAAGUGAAGCUGAGGAAGCCAAAGAGAAAGAGGAGAAAAGGAAGAGAGCUGAGGAAAAAAGGUUACGAAUGCCAUAUGAUGUUCCUCCACCACGUGUUGUUGGUCCUACUGCUCUUGAGGAGGAUAUGGAAAUCAAGCACUUUGUACCAUUUUCUGAUAUGAAGUGGUACAAGAAGCUUCGUGACCAAUAUGAGUUCCCAGAGCCAAUCGAAAAAUUUCCCCAGAAAAGACUCAAACGUAUCCGGCUGUCAAGGUGGGAUCAGUUCUAUGAAGUACCCAUGCCAAGAAUUAAAGACCAAUACAAGCCCAGAUGGCAUAUUCCAGUUUCACAGGAUGAUCUUGAGACUGUAAGACCAGCAAGACAUCGCACACCUUCUCCAGAAAUGGAGUAUUACUACAGAAUGAGGAGACGUUCUCUUGGAGAUCUUUCUGAUGAGGAACUGCUUCUUCCAGUUAAGGAUUACCUGUCAAUGAAGAGAACAGAAGAGGAAAGGCUUAAACUUGAGGAUGAACUUGCGUUGGGCUACUCUGCUUCCCCACCAAGUCUGAGCCCUGUACGCUUUGAACUCUCUGCACUACAGCAUCCAUCGCCAAAGAGAGUUGUAUAUGAUGGUGAGAAGAAAAAAGGGGAAGUUCCAACAUAUGACUCUUAUCGUAUUCCCUCGAAAUACGAGGCAGGUCCAAGCUAUAUCGACUUGCGUCAACGCCAUGAUAAGACGACAUACAGACCUCCAAGAGAAAAGCAAAGAUUAUAUGAAGAAAAAGAGGAUCAUGAACUGCUUAGAUCAGUAACUACCACCACAAGAUUAACAUCCUAUAAGACCCAACUACAGCAGAUAGAGUUUGAGGAAAAAACAAAGGUGAAAAGAAAAGAGAAAACAAAAGUUUCUGUAUCUGCAUCAAGCGAGGCAGCAGCAACUGAUAUUUCUACAUCAUUUUCUUCUGGCUAUGUCAGAGUGACUCAUCCUAAAUCUGAGAAACUUUCUGCAGCUGUGACUGAAAAAGAAGUGGUAAGAACAUAUUCACCGGAAAAACCACGCCCACGUUCCCCCAGCCUCGAUUCAUUUGAAAAGGCAGCCACUACACAAGACCUCUCAACAAAGGUUGAUUAUAUGUCAAGGUAUGAGUCAAAAAAGAAAGCAUUAAAAACUGAGAGGAAGUUUGAAGUUGUGACCCAGGAGCCUUUCAGCCUUGACCAUGCUCCCAGAGUGACUGUAAGAAUGCGCUCACACCGUGUGCCAGUUGGUCAAAACACCAAAUUUACCCUAAAUGUUCAAUCUAAGCCAGAUGCACAGAUUAAAUGGUACCACAAUGGGCUGCAGAUUGAAGAAAGCAGAAAGUACCGCAUGUUUAACAUGAGUGGUGUUUUGUCUCUUCAAAUCAUUGAUUGUCAGGAAGAGGACAGUGGCACCUAUCGUGUUGUUUGCACAAAUGCAAAGGGAGAGGCCUCUGACUAUGCCACUCUAGAUGUUGCUGAAGGCGUGUUCUCUGCAUUUGCCUCACAGCGCAAAGAUGAGGAACCACCAUCACCCUUUGUCCCAGAGAUGACAAAAACCGAUGUUUAUCACGUUUCCACAACCAAAGCAGCAACCACAUCAGAAGCUGCAGUAUCAGAAAAAGUUGCAGUAUCUGAAACUAAAAGUAAGACCAUGGAGACUGUCGUUAAGGAGGAGUAUGCAACAUCUGAGGUCAAGCUUGAAGCUAUGGAAGUGACCACAGUUAAGAAAGUUGUGGUUGAGAAAACAUCUUCAACUGCACUUGAAGCUACAAAAAUGACAACGGUAGAGGAAAAGGUGGUUGAGAAAAAGAAGUCUACUUUUCCAGCUUCAAUUCUAACUAAACCACAAUCACUCACAGUAUCAGAGGGGGAAUCAGUCAAAUUCACAUGUGAUGUUAAUGGAGAUCCUGCACCCACUGUAACAUGGCUACGAGAAGCGCAAGUAAUUGUGUCGUCUCAUCGUCACCAUAUUACCUCAGUGGAAUAUAAAUCUACUUUCGAGAUUACCCAAGUUGAAACUUCAGAUGGAGGUAAUUACACUGUAGUGGUAGAGAAUGCUGAAGGUAAACAGGAGGCACAGUUCAGUCUGACUGUUCGUAAACCAACACCUGUACAAAAAGUUGUCGCUUCACCUCCAAGAGUAAAGUCUCCAGAGUCUCCUCGUAUAAAAUCACCGAUGGGAAUUAGGUCUCCACUGAGAAUGAAAUCACCUGAGCCAAUCAAAUCUCCGCCGAGAGUAAAGUCUCCACCCACACCAAAAUCACCUACAUCCAAACCAGUUUUCUCAUCAGAACUGAAAGACAUAUCAGCUUCCGCAGAUUCUAUUAUAAAACUUACAGUGACAAUGACUGGUGAACCUAAACCAGUGAUCUCCUGGAUGAAGGAUGGAAAGAUACUCUCUCAGGGAGGAAAAUAUGAAAUCUAUGAAGAACAUGGUUCAGCACAUCUCGAAAUCUAUGAAUCGGAUGCCGCUGAUAGUGGAGUGUACACAUGUACAGCCAAAAACACUGCUGGAUCAGUUACUACAAAAUGCACCGUUACCAUUAAAGCAAAAACCUCAGCAGUUGCAUUGCAAAGAAAAACUGAACUGACUGAGCAAAUAAUGAAAAAAGACAUCGCCUAUGAGGAAGUACAGUCUUAUAAAGAAAUCAAAGCAUCAAAAACCCAAGUGAAAAUGGGUGAAGGUCAGACUGUCACACUACGAGCGGGCAUCCCAGGGGCAUCUGAUGUGAAGUGGAUCCUGAAUGGAAUUCAGCUAUCAAAUUCGGAAAACUACAGAUAUGGCGUGUCAGGCACUGAUCACACAUUGACAAUUAAAAGUGUCAGCCACCGCGACCAGGGAAUUCUCACAUGUGAGGCCAGAACUGAGCAUGGUGUGGUCAGGUGCCAGUUCGACAUAACCAUCAGUGAAAUGUGUUCUGCACCAAAUUUCCUUGUGCAACCACACUCCCAAAAUGUUAAUGAGGGACAAAAUGUCACAUUCUCAUGUGAACUCACUGGCGAACCUACUGACAUUGAGUGGCUCAAGGAUAACACACUGGUAACAGUUACAUCAAACAUAAAACUAAGCCGAUCUAAGAGUGUCUACAAACUUGAGAUUCACAAUGCUGCCAUCGAAGACAGUGGAAAAUAUACAAUCAUAGCAAAGAACAAAUAUGGACAGUGCUCUGCAACAGUAUCACUGAAUGUGCUUACUCUGGUUGAGGAACCUGCCAAAAUGGUAAUUAUGGAGAGAAGCUCUGAUGCUACCAGCAUCCAAGGCAGCUUAUCUGCCAAGCAUGCCAUUUCAAAAAUGCAAGAGACAUCCUUCAGCAGCGGCAGCAUGUCUGCGGUUAAAUUUGAGAGCAUGUCAGCAUCUAGCAUGUCCUCCAUGUCGUCUGAAGCGAGAGCAUCUAUGAGCUCUAGCAGUAUGAUGGCAAUGAGUUCCAGCAGUAUGAUGGCAAUGUCCAGUCACUCGCAUGUUGAGGGGUCAUCCAUCAGAGCAAUUACUCGUGGCCUCAAAGGUAUACCACCAAAGAUAGAAGCCGCCCCUGAGAAUAUCAGCAUCGAGUCCGGAAAGGUCCUGACUGUAGCAUGUGCUUUUAUCGGAGACCCAACUCCUUCCAUAGAAUGGAUACAUUCAGGAAAGACACUGUCCGGCAAGGAGGGGAGCGGAAGGUUCCGGAUCGAAAAUUCUGAAGAUCUCACCACUCUUGUUAUAAGUAGCGUGAAAGAGACUGAUGCUGGAGCAUACACCUUAAAACUGUCUAAUGAGUUCGGAUCAGAUACCACCACUGUUAAUGUCCGCAUUCGAUCUAUGUAAAAAAAUUAUAUAAUAGUAAUUCAACCCUCACCCCAUUUCCCUCAUUCAGUACCUUUCUAUUUAUAGAAUGAGAAAAAAAAGAAACUCUUCUAGAUGUCUGUUCUUGUAAAUAUGAACUAUUUUUAUACCAAACUUGACUUAAAUUUUUGCCAAACUAGACUAAAGUCUAAAGUUGUUAUAAAAUGUGCCAUAUUGGAUGAUUAUGACCAGAGGUUCUGCAACAUUUUGUGACAUGUACAUAAUGUAUAUAGCCGAAUUUACCGGUUAUGGAAAAUGUAUGCAUUGUUAUUUAUGACAAACAAAUGGAACUAAAUGUUUAACAGGAGAAAGUUUCGCACGAAACGAAUACCCUGUUAAACCUGAAACGAAACGAAACUAUGUGCCUCAACAGUAAGUUGAAGUCUUAAGUUUGCCUCAACAGGUAGAGAGGCUCCCUGUUGAAGUUUGACUAAAAUCAGCGAGACAAAGUUAUGCACUGUGCAUUUGUGCGUGCAGCAAUGCAGCACACAAGAAUUUAAGACCUGAACGUAAGACCUUGAAUGUUGUUUGCAUCCUACCCUCAUGUAAGCAACAUGACUAGGCCUUGUGCUCAGACUGACAAAGUCAUACCGCCAUUUUGAUGACACGCUCAAUGUGCAAGCGGCCUGCACAAUGAGCUCAUGAUAACGUUUGUGCGCGGUUUCUGACAAAGGACUGCUUGAAUUUUGAUUUUAUGAAGUAACAUCACCUGGCCAUUUAAUGAAAAUCGAUUCGAGUACUUCUCGGGCAGAAGCCGUGCCAACUCUUGGAGGAUUGCUAGGUUAUAUUUUGUGUGUUUGUGUGUGUGUUAGCAUUAGAAUCUCGGUUUGUCAGUAGUCAGGGUAUUCAUCAGGCAAUGUACCGCAGAGCCUUCACGUGCUAUGCAAAGAAAAGAAAAAUAUGUAUGAAUGUAAUACCCUGCACAUUGAAUUAUUAGAAAUAAUUGAUGUAGUAUUACCCAUAUAUUCAGCCUCCUUGAGUUUAAUGAAUUAUUGUUUUAAUAAAGCAUGUUUUCAGCACCAUAAAA
Messenger RNA from Paramisgurnus dabryanus, 84295 nucleotides. NCBI's taxonomy places the organism in Eukaryota, Metazoa, Chordata, Actinopteri, Cypriniformes, Cobitidae. The record is from RefSeq and is a predicted model, not a curated record.